GACGGCCACGUGACGCAAGCCGAGCUAAGCGCUCCUCUCCAUCCCAAGGUGCCUCCAGCCUCGGCGCCUGUUCUUCUGCCUUUUCCCUCCCUCCCUGGCCCCGGGCACGGGAGUCGUCUGAAGCGAGGCGGGGCCUGCAGAUAGAUACCCAGAGACAGAGAUUUAAAUUUCAUUCUCAGCAAGAACAGCAGCAGUAGCGGCCGCAGCAGCAGCAGCAGCCCCGGCGCACAGCGACAGACGCGCGCGCGCCCCGACCAGUCCCGCCGGCUCCUCUGCCGCCGCCGCCGCCGCUGCUCGCUCGCUCGCUUGCCCUGCCUGCCUGCCAGCCAGCCAAGCAGCCAUGGGCCACUCCGCCGCCGGGGAGCCGGGCCUCAUCGCCAACGUGGUGAACGACACCUUGGAGUUCUACCGCUGGACCUGGACCAUCCGAGGUAACCGAGCCUGUGUGCGCGCCCGCCGGCCGGCCGGCCAAGCAACGCGCUGCCAAGCCUUUGUUAAGCUCCCCGCAGCCUCCUUCUCCGCAGCCGCGCUUCCUGCAGGCGCCUUAUCCCAGGCCAAGCCGCAUCCUCUUAGCGCGCCUGGCUGGCCACAAGGCACCUGCCGCCGCCGCCGCCGCCUCUGCCAUCUCUUGCUGCUCCCGCCGCCGCCGCCUCAGCUCCAUCCCCGUCUCCCUCCAUCCCCUUCCCUCGUCCAGGCCGCAAAGAGACGGCCAGGCAGCAGCAGCCCCCACCCGCGCUCCGUCUCCAAUUCCUCGCCUGCUGUCACUGUCACACAGCGGUCAAAAUGGCUCCGUGGCUUCUGGGAAAGCGGGUCUGGGAAGGAAGGUUGCGACGCGGAUCUGGAUCUGGCUUAGAUGGGGCCUGUUUAAGCGCUCUCUCCCCCACCCCACCCCCAGCAGCCAAUAGCUCUGAAAGUGGAUGUUUUCGGUGUGGUCUUUCUUCUUUUUCUUUUCACUUCACCGUCUUUCCCCUUAGGGGGACCGCCAGCUAGAAGUGCAGCAAGGAGGAGCAGGCUCCGUUUAAGUUUGCUGCAUAAGGUUUUCUUCCAGCAGCUCCCACGCAGCUGCCUGAAUAUUGGGUGGAAACUGCAAAUAUGCAUACAUAUACAGAUACUGUAUAUAUUAAAUGUAAAAAGAUUCCCCACCCCAUUGUGACUGAUUCCAAAUCCUUUGUUACUGGAGACUCGGCUGCGAUGGUAACCAUGUUAAUUGCGGGUCACUGUGUUCCAUCACUGCAUAGCGGAGCUUUCCGCGCAAACUGGGAACGUGCCAGUCACGUUGCUGCUCUUGGGCCCAGGCCCACAAUGAGAAAUGGAGAGGUUUGCAAAGUGUCUCCCCCCACCUCUCAUUCUUACAGGGUUAGCUUUGGGAACAUGUGGAGGACACACUGGGAAAACAGCCCUGGGGUCAUUUGCCAUCAUGACAUCAUGACACAUUAGAUAUUAGGCUUAAGGCAGAUCCCAUUUUGGUAAGAUAGACUGGUUUGCAUUGUAAUCUGAAUGUUAUAGCAGAGUUUCGUGAGAUGGCUAUGUGUGGUUUAAUUUAAAUGAAAUGGAGUUCAAGGCCUGGUCUCACAUUUCAUUUUAUAAGGUGUAGGCUCUUCCCCCACCCCCUUCCCUUCCCUUCCCCGUUUUCAAGAUGAGAUGUUAUUGCAGAAUUGAUGCUGGAUAGAUCAAUAUCCAUCAAGUAGGAUCAGUAAUAAAAUAGCUACAGCUGGAAUUUGGAACAAGGCCAAAGAGUCAGAAAUGUACUGUGCAAUCCUGUGCAUGUUUGCUUAGAAGUCAGUCCCACUUAGGUCAGUGAGAUUUACUCCCAGGUAAAUGGGCAUAGGAUUGCAGUCUUUGAGUGGCUUCACAUAUGCAGUGGCAAGGAUGUUGGGCAGUAUUUGUCAGUAUUUGUACAUACAAUUCUGGCUUAUGAAGGGCAUACCUGAACAACACACUAAACAAUAUUUUUUAAUACAUACUCAUUAAAGGGCAGAGAUGCACUUAAUGAAUGUGUAUGACUGCAUUUAUCUUAAAGAAGGCAGGACUGUCUUUUAUGUACACGUUUUACUCUUAAGUAUCACUUCUGCACAGCUGUAAAGAUUGUCAGGUACUUAUUGAAUGCCAAGAUGGCUCUACAAUGAACCUAUGAUGGAUUUCACUGCUAUGGAAUCCAAGUGGCCCUGGUUAUAGAUCCCAGUAACUCAUUAUUGCAUGAGCUGCCUUCAUUCCUAUUCCCAUCUCUUUCUGCCAUCUGUUGGAUUGUAAAUUAAUCUUACGUUUUCAGUUGAGACAGCACAUUCUUGCUUGAUCUGCAUUAUUGCACUUCAUCUCCUGAUCUCACUUUCAGACAUACUUCAGAUACAUUAACCAACAUCUGCAUUUCCCCAAAAUGUAAAAGAUUGAGUAAAAUGCUGUAGUUGUAUGUUUUCAAUGACCCAUUUUCAUUCCUACAGUGCUUUUAUAUGAUUCUCAUUUAACAUAAAAGCAAACUGCUGCACUAGUCAUCUCUAAGAAACUUUUAAAUACAAGGUUUUAAUAGCAAAGUAGUUUUAUGGUCCUAAUUAAUAACUACUUUGCCUCAGAAUUGCUAGAGUUUACAUUGCACAAAUCAGCAACAGCCAAAAUAUCAGCUCUUAUAGAAGAAGGUAGACUAUUAGUGUGGAAGAAUUUGGCAGCAAACCAGAAUGCUAUGAUAUGGACUCACUCCGCUGUCUUCCUCUUUUUGAGGGAAUACUAAUUAUCUUUUAAACUGCUGAGAAAAUAGUGCCUAACUUAUCUUGCUUAGUCAACUGUUUUAGAUUGCCAUACAUAGGUGUCAAUUGUAUGGCAUAAUCUGAGAUGCCUCUGUGACAAAAGAACACACACCCCAGUUAAAAAUGUUAAAGUAGGACAUUUUAGUUUAUUCAUUUUUGGGCUCUUUGGAGAACCAUGAGAUUGUGGGGACAUAGUGUAGCUGUGGGUGAGGAACUAUAUGGGAUUUCAGCUGCUUUCCUAAACAUACUGGCCUCCAAAUCCGUCAAAAUUACUUGUAAGCAAGCUCUGAGAGUGUGAUCUUGCAGCCCUUAUCGGCGCAUGCAGUUUUUUAGAAUCAAAAUUAUUUUUGUAUCCUGAUGUCACAGUACUGUAGGAGGAGUCCUCCAAGCACUGCGGCUGCAUCUUUCCAUUCAUUUAAUUGGUUCUUGAAGAAGCCACACCCCAACGCUGUUUGAAAUAAAUGCAGUUCUGUAGCGGCACUGCUAGGGCAGAUUGAUUUCUCUUUCACCAAGUAACAUUAUUACAGUGCAAUGUGCUGGAUCAUUUGGUUAUACAGCGCCAACGUUUUUAAAUUUAUAACAGUAUAGCUAUUUAUUUACUACAGGGGUGGGUAGCUUGUGCUCCUCCAGAUGUUUUUGGACAUCAGUUCCCAUCAUCCCUGACUACUGGCCAUGCUGCUGGGACUGAUGGGAGUUGGAGUCCCAACAUCUGGGUGGCUAAUGGCCCCACCCCAUCCUUAAUGGCUGAAGACAACAUUGAUCUGUGGGCUUCCAGCAUGCAUUUAACUACCACCCAGUGUUAACUGUUGCCUUCCUUUUCCGAAGCUUUAUUUUAGAACAAGGAUGGAGCAAAUUUUGGCUCAGUUGGUAGAGCAUGAGACUCUUAAUCUCAGGGUCAUGCGUUGAAGCCCCCUAAUGGGCGAAGGAUUCCUGCAUUGCAGGGGGUUGGACUAGAUAACCCUUGUAGUCCCUUCCAACUCUACAAUUCUGUGAUAUGAUUAUAUGCUAUAACUCUGCGUAACCUCUGUGUCACUGUCUAUGCUACUGAGAGAGUCAGGAAAGCUUGAGGUGUUGGAGGAUGCUUUCAAUAGGAUGGGCACUCCUUUACUCUUUACUCCAUAUUUUCCUGGCCACAUUCUCAUGCUUGUUGUAAUAUUUCCUGAAUACUAAUCCCUGAUGCAUGCAAAUACUGGUGUUUGUUGUUUCAAAAAUGUGGGUUUGUCUAUCAGAUUGUAGAGCUCCUUGAUAAUAGCAGUGAUGCUACUCAACAGAUGAAUCAGAUCAUCUGUUGCUCCGCAGCAUCAUUUCUCAAUCCACAUCAUCUUGAAAUUAUACCAUGCUGUGGCCUUGCCCAACAGUCAUAUUGUAAAGGCUUUUGCCAUGUGUUAAUAUUGCUCAAUGAAUAAGACAUUUCACCAUGUUGGAAACAUCACUACACAGCAACAUUGCACAAGGAAUGAAUAAUUUUUUUCCCCUCAGACACCUACACAGUUUCCCUUCAUUGUUCUCAGCAUUCUCAUAUUUCUAAAAUCAGAUUCCUAAAUAUUUUUUAUUGUUCUUUCGCAACUCUAAUUAGGUCCCUCAAGGCCAACUCAUGCAACUGUAUCACUCAUACAAUGUGAUAAUUUUCUGGAAGUUGCUUUCUGGAAGAGAUUUCAUCAAUCACAGAGUAUAGCAUGAAUUUCUGUCACAAGUUGACUGCUCAGAAAUUGCAUCAUGGUAAAGCGGAAUGUGAAUUAGCUGCUUUAAUGUUCAAAAAUUGUUCGCUGUGUUUCUAAUUUCUUGCUUUCUAUAAGUUGAGAACCUGCAGGAUGUAAGAGAUAAGAAAGAAUGUUGGGUGAAAUUGUGUGUGUGUGUGUGUGUGUGUGUGUGUGUGUGUGUGUUUAUAAAUUAGAAAUUGAGCAGCUAUUGCUUGACUAGGAGGUUAAUAUAAAUCUGAAGUCUUCUGAAAGAUUAUUAGUAAUACUGAUAUAUACCAAGUUAUUAUUAUCAAUGUUAUACAGCAUCUUUAUGGCUUUAGUUCCAUGUGAUCACUUUAUUUUAAAAAAGGCAUUAGUCCUGAAAAGGCAGAUUUCUGACUAGCAGUUCUGAAUAAGUGGUAAAAUGACCCAAUAUAUUCAAUGAACAUAGCUUUAUAGUAAAUAUAUAUGCACCCAGUUAUUAAGCAAUAUGAAAAGUAGUGGUGGAAGAAAAUCUAAGAAUUCUCGGCCAUUAUUCCAGCUAAGGAGAACCCUUGUCCAAGAAUAUUUUUUGCCUCUUGUUUUUUGUUUUUGUUUUUAACCUGUAGACUCUUCACUUCAAAGCACUUGAGCAUGAUCAUAAGUUAAUAAUAUUACUGGGAGAAGUGAACUUCUAAAACCAUAAACUCAAACUACAAGUUAAUGGGCACACAGAACUCUCCCCAGAACAUUUUCCAUUCAUUUCAUUGGAAGGACCAAAUCCACACAUGCAUACCUUCUGUGUAUGGAUCAGGUGCCUUCAUUGAAAUCUGUGGGGUGGUCCAUAUGGGCAAGAGAUCAAUGUGCAAAUCUGAGUGCAGUGAUCAAACGGGAGAGCACUUCCAGGUGUGUACAGUAUGAAUAGCUUUGCACAACAUCAGAUGCUCAGCAUCUUGAUGCUCAGCGUCCCUUGAUGCUCAGAAGCAGAUUUGGGCUUGUGUGUGAAGGGUUGCCAAGUAAAGAGAAAACCUCAUGUUUACAGAUUACAAAUAAAUCCCUUUUAUAGUUUCAGUUCACCAAGGGGAUUGUUCUAGUCUCAGUGAUAAUCUGACCUAUUCCAGAUAGAAAGAUAAACUGGGAUGCUUGAAAAAGCAGUCCAACUGGCAGGUUCCCCAGAAUUGCUAUGCAAACUUAGGUUUUAGGUACCUCUUGUACCUCUUCCUACAUUUCAAGUUUAACACCUGAAUUGCACCAUCAGUAGGGUGGGGAGAUCCUGUUUUAUGAUAGAACAAUGAACUGAACUCAACAGCAAAAUCCUAUACAUCAGGCUUCCCCAACCUGGUACCCUCCAGAUGUUUUAGAUACAACCCCUAUUAGCCCCAGCCUUGAUAGCCAUCAAUUACGGAUGAUAGAAGUUGUAGUCCACAAUAUUUGGAGGUCACCAGGUUUAGGAAGGCAGCUAUACUGAAUACCUGCACGUGUUCACUCAGAAUAAGUCUGCUGAGUUUAUUGGGUCUUAUGCCCAAGCAAGGUGAUAUAGAACUGUACCUGCUUCUUUGUUAUCUGCCACUGAUAUAUUGUUUUUGACUGAGCAUUCAUUGGGUAUGAUGGGUAAAUCAGAGUUCUUAUUUCCACAACACAUGGUCUCAUAGUCUCAUUUAUUGUGGUAAUUUGCGGGGAUAAAAUAUAGGUUUGGAUCCCAACUCAGUUGUGCUUUGCAUAGAGCCAUUGAAAUCACUGAGGCUGAAGUUUCAUCACAAAUAUCAAGUCACAUUGAUUUUGAUGGGCUUACUCUAAGCGUGACUUAACCUAGAUAGGUCCAACACAUAAUAUUUAAUAUUACAGCCAGUAGAGUAAUUGAAUAGCUAUGCAUUUUGACUCCAAUGUAACUUUGCUCCAUGUUCCUUCUAGUUUUGCAGGGACGUUCUCUCAGGAGGCUAAUGGCUGUAUGAGCAGAACAAAUGGAACUGUUUUGCUCCUCAGCAUUUUACUAAAAUCAAGGAGGAGAAACCUGUGGCCUUGCAGAUAUUAUUGGACUCCAACUCUCAUCAGUCCUGGCCAGCAUUGCCAGUGAUCAGGAAUAAUGGGAGUAGAGCCCAACAGCAUUUUGAGGGCCACAGGUUCCCCACCCAUGAUUUUGAGCAAUUGCUGCAGAGGCAGUAUUCAUACAUCCCUUCAGUUUGAUCUCUGUGCAUUUCAAUAUACUUCCUAGCUUAUAGUGCUGGGAUAGGAAUGGGGUGGAGAGAUGUUUCUCAUCAGAAACUCAGUGCACACUUCAAAGGACUACAGGUCUGCAGGUGAUUAAAGAAGUAUUAUUCAGUUAUAUAUUUUUCCAGGAAAUCUAAUCCUGAGAUACAGUUUAUUGUGCUUUGCAAUUUUCUUGCCCUGUGGCAAUACAUUUUCACACGUGACCUAGCCUAGGGAGUGUGCUGACAGAAGAAAUAGUGACCGCCCUUUCCUCUGUUCAUAGAAGUUAUUAGUGAAGGUGCCACACAGAACGUUAAAAAACAAAUUCUGGUGGUGUUACACUACACAAAAUGAUCCAUUAGAUUUCAAGUUUAUUGGGCCUUUUUACGCAGAAGUCCCUUACUGAUCACUGGAGUUUACUUUUAAGUAAGUGUGCGUAGGAUCAUGUUCUUUUACUUGCCAGAGGCAUUUUGAGGUGCUUCAGACUUCACUAUAAACUCCCUCCCCACCCUGUGCUUACCAAAGUUAUAUCUAAGACCAAGUGGACAGACAGCUUGCAUUGAUCCUAAGCAAAUUUUUACCAUUCAGAUAACAAGAAACAACAAAUAACAUUCUCCCCAUAGCAGUUUCAGGUAAGAUUGGGAAGAGUGAUCCAGACCCCUGAUUUGGAUGAGGCAAAUGUGUCCCUCUGCCCAACUUUGCCUGAUUUCAUUGGCCUGAACCACCAGGGGAGUCUAGCUGCUGAGCAGCCCAGUGCACCUGCCCCAAUGGACAAACACUAUAUUGCCACCACACAAAGGGGUGGAGAGGAGACAGAGCUGUUGCAAUCACAUGAUGUUAGCAGGCUGUCUCGGGUUGCGGUGGAUUCUGUGCUGUGCCAGCUCUGCCUUCUCCUCACCUCCCAAACAUGCUAUUUCAGGGGUAUCCACUUGUUACUGCCACAGAGAAUGCCCUCUUCUGGGCCGCCACCACCACCAUGAACUUCUGAGUGCAGUGAAACUACCAAGUCACCACCCUUUGCUGAUCUGAUCCUAGAGAGUCUGUAGGGAAGGAUAUUUGAGGACUAGCUUGGUUAGGGGUUUAAAUGCCAGUAUAAGCACCUUGGAUUGGGACCCAGAAACAAAUUGGCAGUCAUGGUGGAUAUGUUCUUAUGUAUAUGACAAGUUAAAGCCUCAUUCUUAUAACAUCAACCCCAUUUUAAUACAGAAGGCUUAUAUAUUUUGUAUUAUCAUAGAAUCGUAGAGUUUGAAGGGACCCCGAGUGAUAUGUUGUCCAACCCCCUGCAAUGCAGGAAUCCUAACUAAAGCAUCCAUAUUCUAUGUAUUUUGUGGGCUGUUUGGCUACAGCAUUACCAGUGGAUAAAGAAAUAGCUCAAUCUGUGGAAAUUACCUUUGCCUAGCAAUCAAAUGGUCACAAUUAGAUUUUUAAGCACACUUGGCAGGAGGUAUGUGGGUGUUUCUAAUGCCACCCUUGGCUGGAUAUUAUGAUUGUAGUUUACCUGGGAGUUUCUUCUGUGUAACAUUUCUAUUGAAAUGCAUGGAAGCUUCAGAAAGACAGAAACUUUUAAUGUAACAAUGCCUAGGACACCAGUAGGUUUUGUACAAUUGCUCUUUUGUACAACUCACAUUCAUUUCAAGUUGCUGGUAUCCUUACUUUGUUGCCGUAGUCUAGCAAGGAUAGUGUUUUAAUAAUAGGCUCCUCCAUAUGUGGAUCAUCUUUGCAAGAGUAAGACUAAAGAGUGGAAAUUCCAAAUCAACACCCCAUUGUGUGUGUAUAGUGGAACACAGGGGAAGGAAUGUAGCUCAGUGCUUAAGCAUCAGCUUUGCAUAUGGAACAUCCCAAGGAAGAGAUCCCUCUAUGAAGUCCUGGAGAGCCGCUGUCCAUCAGUUUCAGCAGUUCUGAGCUAGACGAACCAAGGGUAGAGCUAGAUGGACCAAGUAUAAGGCAGCUUCCUAUUGUCCUACUAAGGGACAAAUAGCAGUCAGCCAGCGCCAGUCAAGAAGCUCGCAGAGUGGUCAUUAGACAAGUCACAAUCUCUUAGCUUUGCUUUUGUCACAUGGGUUAUUGUGAACUUAAAAUACAAUUUCUCUUUUGGGUUAUCUGAGCUUUAUGGAAGAGAAAUGCAAUACAAAUAUGGUGAAUAAACAAAUCAGAGGUAGCAGCACUAGUCAUCUUUGGUAAAGGUGAUGCUCGUAUGCAUCAGCAUGCAGCGGAUUGCUACUGUAAACAAGGAAAGGUAACUGAAUGGUUUCAUAGAAUCUUAGAGUUGGAAGGGACCCAAGGGUCAUCUAGUCCAACCCCCUGCAAUGCAGGAAUUUCAGCUAAAGCAUCCAUGACAGAUGGCCAUCCAACCUCUGCUUAAAAACCUCCAAGGAAUGAGAGUCCACCACCUCUCGUGGAAGCCUGUUCCACUGCCAAAGAGCUCUUAUUGUCAGAAAGUUUUCUGAAUGUUGGUUGGAAACUCCUUUCUUGUAACUUGAAGCCAUUGCCUCGAGUCCUACCCUCAAGAGCAGGAGAAAACAAGCAUGCUACCUUUUCCAUGUGACAGCCCUUAAGAUAUCUGAAGAUUUGAUUGAUGUAGUUUAAACCAUAGGACUGUAACAUGCAUGUUUGUGAUAUAGCAUGUGAUUUUUGUGUGUUUGACAAUUCACUACUGCCUUUCAUCUCAGUGACAGACAAAUGCUGUGUUGUGUUUUUCAUAUGUUUUGAGAAGCAUAGCUUGGCAAAAUUUCUAGGAUUUAAUCUACAGCAUGUAUUGUUGAAUUAACCAGUUCAACAGGAUGUUGUUCCACAGAACAGGGUCAGCCACACUGCAUUGCAUUUUUCCAGAUGUUUGUCUUAGUUGUUUAUAAUGAUUUAACUUGUUUUAAUUGAUGGUGAUUCUUUAGUUUCUAUUGUUUGUUUUAUUAUUAUUUUCAUUAUCUUGUAAUGCCACAUGUGAAUUGGAUUCUUGCCUUUUGCUAAUUUGUUUUCCUAUUGUUGUUGUCUUUUGGAUUGAUAGGAUGGCAGCAUGAUUUUUGCUGUUGCACAUUUUGCCAUUUCUGCGGUCUCUAAACUGCCUUAAAUACAGUGAUGUAGAAAGGUGGUGGUAUACAAAUUGAAAAUGAAAUGCAGGGAGAACUCCCCUUCAAGUUACUGUGCCUGCAAAAAUCCUACUCUGACCAUUGCAACAGUUGUGUGGUCAAGUUGACAGCAUGUAUAUGAUUACUGAAGGAACUGAAGUAAAAUAAAAAACAGAAGGUCCUCCCUCCUAGCCUACGUAAGGAAAUCAGAAUGUUUGCAGUUCAGAGGUGCUAUUGCUGCAGGAGUCCAAGUUAAUGACACAGGCAUCUCUUAAUGACACUAGUAUCUCUUAAAUGCCACAAAAUGUAUUUGCAGCUUAAAUUAUUUUACGGAAACUAAAUCUAGAUUCCUUAAUAUAAUAAAGAGCAGUAGUCAACUAAGUCCUACUCAGAGUAGACCUAUUGACAUCAAUUAACCUAGGUUAAUCAUCCCCGUUAACUUCAGCAGGUUUACUUAGAGGAGGACUAGUGUUGAAUACCGCCCAAUAAUUUCUCCUGCAUAUAAGUCAUUGCUUUUAUUCCCUCUUCAAGCCCCUUCUGGUUUUAGGAGAUAUUGGGGAAAGGGAUGGUGACAAUUCGACUGGCCCACCCCUCACCUCUUCCUCUGCUUGUGACCCAUCCUGUGGCCCACCUCCACCUUUGACUGCAUGGAUCCUUCCCCCCACCCUGUAUCCUGUUUCACAGCUGGCACCAAGCCCCAUAAAUCACUAGCCCCUCUCCUGGGUCCACCUCCAGCUCCCCCACCUCUGUCAUGCACUUGUCAGAGUCCUGCCAGUCCUUGACAAUUUUUAUUUAAUUGCUUUUGCAAUAAAUAUUCAUUAUAUUUUCAGCUAGAACUAAUAUGCUUUCCCUAUAUUAUCCUUUGCAUUUCCAUUAUUGCCAUUACUACCAGGUAUUUCUGAAAUGAUGCAUUUUGAGUUUUAGUGGCCCCGCCCCCUAAUUCUACAGUGGCAGAACUAUGGAGGGGGAAGUAUCCACAGCAAUAGUAUUAAUUUUUCUAUUGUUUUUCACAUUCUGCGAGCAAAUGUUUGGAGAGAGUGCCUUAAAUUGUAGCAGCAGUUUUCAUUCUCCCGGUGUGUCAAACUUAAGUAGGGUCUUGCUGAAACUGCAUUUGUAGGAAUCCUGCAUUCAGUAGUUACCAUAUCCAGGUUUGUGGUGGCAUCAGAAGCCUUGUGGCUGGAAUUUUCCUCCAAUUGGCCUCAAGUUCAUUAAGGCAGAGUUAUUCCCGGAAUGUCACCAUAAUUAAAGGGCAGAUAUCUGUAUUCAACUUUAUGACCACAUUUGUGGUAGUGGGUUUCAUUUUGACUGUGUUUGCUCAGGAUUUAGUUGGAACCACAUUUUGGUUGUUGUGGUUGUUGUUCCAAUACAAUUGUUAACUUGGUACAUUAAAGGUAGGAAGCUGUUGAUUUUGCCAGUGAGUGUUGUUUUGAAUGUUCGUUGUGCUUCACUUGGAGCUGGCUUGUUUUCACUAGUCAUAGCUAAGAUUAACCACAGUUUAUGGUUUGAAUGACACACUACAACAGAAGCAGAAGCUUCCAGUCUCCUUGCUGUUGUGCCAGAGAAGGAAUGGGGAGGAGCAUAGUGUGAGUUGGAAGGAAGGCUGGGCUCACCCUCUAAUGCCAAACCAAAAGUGUGUGUACAUACAUGUGCAGAGACAUAUACAUGCUUAUGCCAGAUGAAGAUAAUGUUGAAUGCACCUGCAGAAGGGGGUGGAUGGAAGCUAGAAAUGGAUUGAUCACCAUUUCCUAUCCAUGCCAGUUUUGAAUGUGUUCAUUUAUAGGUCUGUUUUGUUCCACUUCCACAUUAAUCUGCAACUUUAUUUUUAAAGCUUGGCACAGAAAUUGGUAGUUUAAAUACAUAAAUUGGAACACAUUUUCUAACAAACUAUGCCAUUCUAAAUGUAUUUUCUCUUACUGUACACCAGGGUUUUCCAAACUUGGGUCUACAGCUGUUGUUGGACUACAACUCCCAUCACCCCUAGCUAGCAGGACCAGUGGUGAGGGAUGAUGGGAACUGUAGUCCAAAAAGAGUUGGAAACCAAAGUUUGGGAAACCCUGGUGUAUACAUUAUGAAACAUAUUGAAUAUUAAAAUACACAUUUUGGGAUUUCUUUGAGUUAAGAAGUACCAAAUCUGAAGGAUAAUGUCAGGGUGGGUGUCAGAAGCAAGUCAGCAAUAACUCACAAGGUGUCAGUGAAGUUAAUUUUUUAUUCAAAGAAACAAAACAGCUCAGGCCUAGUGAGCACAGCAACUCUUUCCAGAAGAUCUUACCCCAAUGAAGCAGUUGUGAGCACAGAAGGUUUCCACCUUCCCACAGCAAUCUAAGCUCCUGUUCUCCUGGGUCCUUCCCAAGCAAUCUGAGACUCUGACUUCUUGUCAGUCUCUGCUUUGCUCUCUUCAUACCUUUGUGGGUUCUGGGAAACCAGGGGAAGGGAAACUGGCCACAGCAGGAGACGGAGACCCCCUGGAUUCUUCAGCAGCCUGCCUAAUCUCUGCCUCUUGGGCCCCUCUCCACUUCUCCAGCCUCCACUUCUGCCUCUGAUUCUGGACUGCUCUGUGCCACAACCUCUUCCUGCUCACUAAACCUUGCUCUCUCUUCAGCUUCCGACACCUCCUCCUCCCAGUCUGCUCCCUCAUCUCCCUCUGACCACUCAUUGUUGUCCUACCACCACUCCCUGGGCUCUGAGCCUUCUCCCCCUGGGCGUUCCUCCUAUCGCUCCUCUGCAUCCAGCCAGUCCAUGACAGAUAACUGUAUUCCAAUCUGCACAUUAAUCCAGGAGGUGCAGAUCAAAUAAUUACUUUGAAAUGCAGACCAAACAAAAUUCCUGAGCAUUCCUAGCAGAAGAUGACUUUCCUGCUCUCCUCAGCAGCUUCAUGUGUCCUCUUUCUUAGAGAAGGCCCUUUUGUCCAUUUUUUUCACAAACUUCCCUUUUCCCUCAGCCCACCACCACAGCCCACACCAUUUAGCAUGGUCCCCAGUCCUUAUGGUGACCCUUCAGAUUAAACUCCCUUCAGAUUAAACUUCCUUUAGAUACCAGCACACUGGUAUCUAAAGGAAAAGAAACUGAAUAAGUUCAAAAGUCAUUUUCAGUAAAUAUGUAUGCUGGAAUUGUAGUACUAAAAUUGAUUCUGGUAGGGGAAUGUCCCAACAGAAUAUUGUUAAAUUAGGUGCAGUGAUGAGCAUCUGCGUUGCAUUUGAUUGACAGGCAGUUCUACAAUUUUUUAUGACAGGCAUGCUUUCUACAAUAAGUUAUUUGAUUUAAGAGGAGUUGAAAAUCUGUAGUGAAGCAUCACCCAUGUUCUUCAAUAUAGCGCCAUGCCCAUUUAUUUGGAAGUUUAAGAACAUAUUCUUAUAAACAUUGUAUGCCCAGUUGUAUGCCCAGUUACUUACAGGAUGCUAGCUGGAGCCUUGUGAAAUGUUUUGCUGCUGUCAAAUACAAAUGCUUGUGUGAGUCUUUAAAUAUAUAUGAACAAACAAACAAACAAACAAACAAACACGAAUCCUCUGGAUUUCUUUGUCAUUUUAAAAAUUAAUGAUAGACUCUCAGUGAGAUAACAGAACCAAUGGAGAGUGACAGAAGAAUAUCCGCAAAACACUCUUUAUUCACUAUCAUAACAAGAAGAUCAGAUGUUUCAGUAAUAUCAGUCAGAAUGUACUUUGGACUGAUAAGUUAUUUAAAAUUGUUCUAAUGGAUACUCAAAGAUUUUUUGAAAAGCCGUUACAGAGAAAAGUGCAUCCUGGAAGGGCUAUAAAGAUUUAUUCACAGUGAAUGUUUCCCUCUUAGUAAUGCAAUUGCAGACAUCAUAAGGAGCCGUGCUGAUUGGACGGAGGCAUGUGCUAGAUUGGCCCUGUAAGUGCCUUUGCUCUGAAAAUAGCAGCCAUCGCUAUUAAUACUUAGUAAGGCUUCCCAGAUGAAUUAACAUGUAGCGGUUUGUAGCUAAGGAAUUAAUUUGCUUUUUGUAUGAAUAUUUAACUUUUAAAAAUGCUGAUGUAAUAUAUGAGGGGCAUUUACCAAGAUCUAUUACAGCUUUCUUUUAAAAAAAACAACCACCAAAAAAUGCUUUUCAAAUUAAGUAUGGCAGUAGAGAUGAAAAAGACUCAGGAUGAAAUUCACACUUACGAUCCAGUACUUCCAUAUCCUGUUGAUUUUAACUUGGAUAGUUAUAUGCAUACUUAAACCUCGCCCACUGAGAUGAGUGGGAUUUUGGCUUGAUUGUGCUAAUUUUUCUUAAUUUUUUACUUUUACUAUAUUGAGCACUGGAAGGUGAAAUACAGUUUUCUCACAGGCCAAACUUACAAUGCUUUGAAAAUACGAUUAUGGGUUCCUAAAGCAUUUUAAUUAAAUUUUAAUAUAUUAAAUACAAAAUAUAUAGAACAUUUAUCAAUGUGUUAUUAUUACACUGACUGUAAGAGUUAGUUUCCAUUCAUCCUUCGACACAUUGUGAAAAUUAAUGCUGGAAGAUACUUAUUGUAGCUGGUAUAUUAGCCAUACAACUUACACAUAGUCUACCAACGUAAAGAGAGCUGAUAUACUGUAUCUCUAGGCUUACGUGUGUGAUUUGUUUUGAACCGUUUCCUAACAACGCAGCCAUUUUGCUUGUGAUCAAAUUAGUAUCUGGGUCUUAGGCUUUGAAAGACAAAUGCAUUAAUCCACUGAACCACUCGGUCACUCCGUCAGUGCUAAUCAGGAAAAGGCAUAGGCAAUUGUCAAAUGAAGCAAAUAUAUGCAUUUGACAUCGGAAGCUGCUAAUUUAUUAGUAUAUUGUAGCUGUGUGAUCUUUUACAAAUGCUCAUAUGUCAUCCAGCCAGUCUUGUAAAAUUUAUAGUCAUGUAUUCUGUCCAUUCAGCAGAGCAGAAAAAAAAGAUGUAAGAGUAAUUCUGAUUUUAUCUCCUAUAAUUUAGGUUAAGAACAAAUUUACUGGGCUGGCAAGACAUGAAACAAAGAGACAGAUGCACAUAACACAAUAGCUUUUUGUAAACUUUGCUCAUGUGUUUCAACCCACAAAUGAAAAUGCAGUGUUUUUCCCAAAUCUGUUUUGUUAUAGAACAUAUGAUUAGGAAAAACAAUUAUCAGCUAAUUUACAAUUGUACUUGUAUGACUUGUAAGAGUUGUAAGAAAAGCUGGAAACAAUUUGUGCCUUAAAUAAAGCUUCCAUAUUGCAGUCCACCAAAUGUGGGCACCCUCAUUUGCAACCCCCUCCUCUCCUGAUUUCUCACUUGAAUUCACCCCUUUCAAAGGUGCUUUAUAAGAAAGAAACAUUGUUGACAUUUCUUAGGUACUUUGCAUGUAAGUAUAUAUUUGAACCCUCAAAGGCUACAUAAAAAUUAAGACAAUUAUAUGUCAGAAGUCUACAAUCCUGUACACAUUUUCCUGAGAGUAAGCCUUAUUGUACAGAGUAGGCUUUACUUCUUAGUAAAUAUGUACAGGACUAUUUUUUGUUAAUAAAGGAACUCUCAACUCAUUUUCAGUGGCUGCAGCAGCAUUCAUAACCACUCCUUUCUUUUCUCAUGCAUAGAAAUUGCUUAAUAUAUAUCUCACUGUAUGUAGUUCGGUGCUUCCCUUUUUGUAGUGUUAACACUUUUAGGUAGCAUUUUUUUUAAAAAAUGCCACUGUAAAAAUAAGUAAAGCUGCAAUCCAACCCCAUUUACCUGGGAGUGAGUCCAUUGAAUUCAGGACACUGUAUAGACAUUGUUAGGAUUGUACUCUAACUUACUAAAUUUUAUGCAAACUAUCCUAAGGCCCUUUCAGAACAUAUUAUUCUUCAUUGGACACUUUUAAGAUCAAAAUAUGAACUAAAAUAGAGACCCAUAAAUGGGGGUCUUUCCUUGCCCUUUUGGGAGGGAAGACAACUAGGUUCUUUUAACACCAAUUGAAGACUUGGAAAAAAUGUGAAAUUUUACAUUAAUAGGACUUUUUCCUAUGAUGCAGUGACAUGAUCUGCUAGAGGAUACUAGGCAGGGGUGAAGCAAAGGUCGCCAUUAAUAAGCAUCAUGCCUAGGAAGGUGCAAUAGCAGUCCUGUGUGAUACAAGGGCUCAGACCCAGACAUUUAGACUAUUGUCAGUUUCUCCAAUUUAAUCUGUUGCAUCCCUAAUCUGUGUGAUGGAAAUAAAACAGAUUAUCACAAUAGUAGGCGAAAGGGAGGCAUUGUUUAGUUUCAGUGUUGACUUGAUACGCUCACAUGACACCUUGUGGAAGCAAAACUGAAAUCUGUAUGUGGCUGUAAGGCAUCGUCAUGUAUCUGAACACGGGAUUUGUUCAUUCUUGUUUUAUGGGGCAUCCAUAAGAUGUUGUCCUCCUGUGUUUUUCACUGCGCUUCUUCUGACUUUUGUGAGAUUGUGGAAAAUCUGUCUUGAAAAGGAAAAGAAAGGAACAAUAACAUAACACCUGUAUAGAUAGAUAGAUAAUUCAUAACACCAUCCCUAAGUCCUUUCUUAGGGUGCUUUCAAAUAGGGGCUUUAUAUUGCAGGUCAUUGAGAUAUUAAAAAAAUGUGUUGUUGCAGCAUGUCAGAUUUUCCUGGGAAAGGGGAAAUCCUGAUUAAAUGGGGUAGGAUUGAAUAUGGGCUGGUGUUUUAAUGCGGAUGAUGUCAUGUGGCUGCUGCAAUGAAUUUGCAUACAUAAGGAACACCUGCCCCACAAUAAAUACCUGCCUUGAAGCACCUUUAGAGUCUCGUUUUUGUUGUAUUCAGUGAUACAUCAGGCAGAUUAACCCAUCACCACUCCUUUCCAACCCAGGGACAUUUUGUCACCCAUUUUGGAUGGCAUUUAUGGUUAAUCUUUUACAAAGUGCUAAACAAAAAAUAGGCAUUUGGUAUCAAAGGUGAAACUGACCUUUAAGACUUUAGUCUUAAAAUGCUUAUAUGGGGUUAUGUCCCACUUGGGAAAUAAAAUGGAACCUGCUUCUGAGUAAACAUAUAUUGGGUUGCACUUCCAUAGGGACUGCCAUUUUUCACCAUCCUUCUCCCCAAUUAUUCUCUGCUAUUUCUUAUGGCUUUUUGCUGCCGUAUGCAGUCUAAAGGACUUAUACUACUAAGACUGCACAUCGAGCUCUCAUUUCUUCUCGAAACUUAUUUUUUCUAGUUGUUUUUUGUUUGUUUUUAUUUAACAAAAUUUAUAUACUGCUUGAUUGUAAAGAACCUCUGAGUGGUUUCCAGAAAAAAGUAAAACCUUAAAAUUAUCAGUAAAAACAGCUAACAACAGAUAUUUGAAAACAUUCAAAAGAUAGUUAAAAUCAACAGUAAAACUAAGAAGAGAUUAAGGCACAUGUCAGCAUUCCAUGUGUCCGGAUAGGCUUGCCUAAGCAAAAAUAUGUGUUUAUAUUUUUGAUAUAUUUUGUUGAUAUAGUAAGGGCGCCUACCUGUUGUGAAUAAGCAAAGGAGAUCUUACCUUUCGUCCAUCAUGGGAUCAAAAAAAGGGGGGAAUUUUUAUGUAUGAAGAGAGAAUGAGGCAAGGCCACAAGGCGGUGCUCCAACAGGCAGUGAAGCCUAUACAGUGGUACCUCGGGUUAAGUACUUAAUUCGUUCCGGAGGUCCGUUCUUAACCUGAAACUGUGCUUAACUUGAAGCACCACUUUAGCUAAUGGGACCUCCUGCUGCCGCUGCGCCACCGGAGCCCGAUUUCUGUCCUUAUCCUGAAGCAAAGUUCUUAACCUGAAGCACUGUUUCUGGGUUAGCGGAGUGUGUAACCUGAAGCGUAUGUAACCCAAGGUACCACUGUAUUUAUCUGCCUCUGGAGAGAAAAGGAAUAAAGCAGAAAGACUUUGAGCCACAGUAAAGGAGGUGGUUGGUUGAACCUCACUUCAGGAUCCUUAGGACUGAUUUAAAUAAUGAAAACAGUUUGUGAUGUUCCUGUGGAGAGGUUGCAGCCAUGCCGAGAACAGGACUCAGAAGAAUGGUAGAGGAAUGUGCUUAGCCUAGCAGCAAUGGUCUCAGUAGAAAGUAUCUGCAAUGUAUCCCACAGGGAAGGUUGCUUAUUUUAUGAGGAAACCUUGCAACAGAUCUGCCUUAAUAACAUAAAGCAGCAAUCGCAACUAGGACUUGCUACAUAGUUUCCAGUUAGUUCUUACAGAGUUUUAUGGCGAACCACACCCAAGGAGGGGAUUUUCUGUUACUGAUCAAGCUUAUCUUUUUCUUAGAGACUGGCCAUGCACAAUACAUACAGUACCUCUUGAUAAGAUUUUUGUGAUACAUUUCUUACAAGCGCAGAGUUAACAGCACUAUGAUUGCAACAACAAAAAUUUGAAUAUUAAUAUAAAACAGGGCAGGAAUCUACUCAAUUUACUCUCUAAAACUAAAAGUGAUGCAAGAUAACAGCCAAUAAAUUUAGAAAAAAAGUUCUAUUGCAAGAAACAAAGCAAAAAAGGGGGGAAGGGUGUUAUACAUUUGGAAAAGUAUUGGCAGGUUUCUCAAAGUUCUCACUAUAGCCUUUUGCCUCUGUUGUUUCAAUGUUUCUCUACAGUUUAUCCUGUACUGCCAUAAAUUUGUCAGUCUUUGUCAAGGAUGGCUAACCCUUUACUGGACUGAGGGGCACAUUUAGUCUUGGACAAUCCUCUGGGGGCACAUCACAAUAGCAAAGGUAGGGCCAAAAGCAGAUGGAGCAGCUAUACACGUAGGGUGGGAUUUGAUGAGUCCCAUCAAGGGAAGCCUGUACAAGGACUUCUGCUUGCACAGUGAGGCUUCCCCGGCUCUCCUCUCUCCACGUGUCCCCCAAACUCCUGCAAUUGGCUCUUUUGUGAAAUAAAGUGGUCUACUAAGUGCAUCCCCAAUGGAAUUAAAUACCAGCAUCUAAGGACCUAGACUUUUACCUUAAUUCCUAAUACAGUGGUACCUCGGGUUAAGAACUUAAUUCGUUCUGGAGGUCCGUUCUUAACCUGAAACUGUUCUUAACCUGAAGCACCACUUUAGCUAAUAGGGCCUCCCACUGCCGCCACGCGAUUUCUGUUCUCAUCCUGAAGCAAAGUUCUUAACCCGAGGUACUAUUUCUGGGUUUGCGGAGUCUGUAACCUGAUGCUUCUGUAACCUGAAGUGUCUGUAACCUGAGGUACCACUGUAGAUUAUAUCUGGGAUCUGCUUCUCCCCCCUCCAGAAUGUAAAUAGGAUUUUUCAGUUCAUUUCCUCAUGGGAGGGAUGUUUUAAACUUGUACUGAAAGAGGAAAAUGGGUGAUAACAUUUGUUCUAUGAUUUCUAAGAGUGGAUUCUAUGAGAUAAUUCACUACUGGGGAUGCAAGAAAGCAGCAGUUUCCCAUUCUGACCUGUAUUUGUCAAAGUCAGCAUUUUUUCUAUUCCACUACAGUUUGUUUCUUCCAACUACUAGGUUGUUCAUCUCGUUGUUUGCUAUUUAACGUAAGUUUCAUAAUUUACGUAAACUUUUGUGUAAUUUACAUUCAUUUCAAUAAAAAGGAAAUGCCAAAACAAAAUUUAAAUAGUUAUUCAUCACAUACCAUUUCAAAAAUCCACAAGAAUGUGUGUGACCACAGAUGAACAUGCAAACUGCAGCCAUUUUUUCAAUCCCCCCCCCCAUUUUUUGUCAGAAUGCUCUGACAUCCCUAGUGAUACCAAUCCUAUAUUUUUCAGUCUUUUGGGUGGUAUUCACUUACCAAUGGUCCUUCAUAGUUAUUUUGUUCCAUUUGCACCAGAGAAUGUUUAGGGUUUUGUAUUAAGUGAUCCAAUUCAUAGGCAUAAGGUAGAAUCCCCAAAAUCUUCAAAUUCUCUUUUUUUAUAUCUAUAAAGUGUUUUAUUGCUUUUUCACAUAUACAGUGGUACCUCGGGUUAAGUACUUAAUUUGUUCCGGAGGUCUGUUCUUAACCUGAAACUGUUCUUAACCUGAAGCACCACUUUAGCUAAUGGGGCCUCCUGCUGCCGCCACGCCACCAGAGCAUGAUUUCUGUUCUCAUCCUGAAGCGAAGUUCUUAACCUGAAGCACUAUUUCUGCGUUAACAGAGUCUGUAACCUGAAGCGUAUGUAACCUGAGGUACCACUGUAAUAAACAUAAUUUAAAAUAGCUUUUUUUAAAAGUCUUGAUAUGUUUCUAUGCUAGAUAUAAUCAUUGCAAUCAAACUUUUAAAAGGUGUUGGAUAUAGUAGCUGAUAUGAUAUGGAACAGAAAUAUGAAAUUAUGUAGUGCUAUCAUUUUUACAGCUGUGGUUCUGCUGGACCAGAACAAUUUGUAAGUUUCUGGUUCUUCUUAAGUCAUUUUGGCUCAUUGUCUGGGAUAAUGAUGGAACACUUCCUUGUAAUGUGGGUUUUUCAAAGCUUUAUAUCCACUGAAUAUUAAUUUAUCUUUGUUUUGUUUCUUCGUCCGCCUGUCCGCCCCCGACAGUCGUAUUUAAAACUUGGAAUUAACUUGGAAUUUGUACACUUUGCUGGGUGUUGCCUCUUGGUCUUGCAUGUCUAAAUAUCCCCACACUUAAGCUUAACUGGUCUGACAAGGGCUUGAAAAUCAGAAAUUUGUUAAGGAAUCUCCCAAGUCUGUUUGUGUGAGGAGAAGGGUGAGCCAUCUGUUGCUCUUUGCACUUCACGUUAUGAUCUUUGUGUGCAAAGAGCUUCAACCUUGUCUAAUGGGACAAGAGAGAUAGGCAUUCAAAAAGAGGAGCACAGUACAGCACUGUGAACUGUGAAUGCACAUUGUCCUCUCUUUAAAAAAAAAAGAAUAUGUUUGUGUGUCAGUAGCAUAGCUUUGAAUCAAACACUGCUAUGCUUCAGACACUGUGGGACCUCUUGGCCACAGCCACAUUUUCCUCUCUUUACUCAUGUAGGGGACUGAAGAGCCCUGCAGACACUUGUCUGAGGCAGGAGGAGGUUGUCCUGCUCAGCAGUAGGAAGUGGAAGGAGGUAGCAGAGGCAGCACAUGGAGCAGUCUAGCAAGGCACCUCCUCUCCUGUGGUCUGGCAAAAAGUAUUGUUGCAUAUACCCCAAUCCCUGGCAGUGGCAGAUUCAUGGGAGGCAGCACACACCUCAGGUUUGGUUUCCUUGGAAUGAUGGUCUCUGAAGAUGGUGGUGUCUUUGUGCAAUAUGUUUUUAUUUAUUUCUACAUAUUUGUAUCAAGGGGACACGGGUGGUGCUGUGGUCUAAACCACAGAGCCUAGGGCUUGCUGAUCAGAAGGUCAGCGGUUCGAAUCCCCGUGACGGGGUGAGCACCCAUUGUUUGGUCCCAGCUCCUGCCCAUCUAGCAGUUCGAAAGCACGUCAAGUGCAAGUAGAUAAAUAGGUACCAAUCCGGUGGGAAGGUAGACGGCGUUUCCAUGCGCUGCUCUGGUUCGCCAGAAUCGGCUUAGUCAUGCUGGCCACGUGAUCCGGAAGCUGUCUGCAGACAAACACCAGCUCCCUCGGCCUAUAGAGCAAGAUGAGCACGCAACCCCAGAGUCGUCCGCAACUGGACCUAACGGUCAGGGGUACCUUCACCUUUUUUUACAUAUUUGUAUCAUGCUGUAAUGACAGUCUUUACUGCUAGGGGGCACAUGAGGCACAUGAACUGAGCCAAAACUUGGAAUCUGACUUGCAGGAAUUCACCUCAGAGCCCAAAUGGGUCUCCUUAGGAGAAGAACGGGAAAGGGGAGGUGCUGUCAUUUACCUGCUGAGGGGACUCUUCUCCCUCCCUCCCUUACUCCCUGGCACCAAGGGAGGUUUUCUUGGCAGGGGAGAGAGAGAGAAAGAAAAAACAAAAGAGAAAAAGGGAGAGGAGAAAUUUUGUUGUCCUUUUGCAGGGGGAGAGGGUGGUCUUGGGGUUGAGGGGGAGAUGCGUCAUUGUCCUUUUGGCGGGAAGCUGAGGAUGGGGGAGACGGUAUGUGGAAGUUGGAGGGAGAUGUGGUGACUCUUUUAUAGGUUCAGAAGCUGAGGAAUGAAGAACAUACUGUGGUCUUGGAGAGGGAAACAGAAAUGGAGAAGGGAGAUGGACCUGAGGGGAAACUAAGGCAGACGAAUGGGGGAUAUUGUGGUUGUGGAUAGGGAAACUGAGGCAAGAAGAAAGGGUUGGUGAGUAGAGUGUGCAGGGGGGGCACCCUGUAUUACACAUAUAUAUUCAAGCCGAGCAUCAGAUGGAAAAGCCCACUACAUUAACGCUCCCACAGAUCUUGCUCCACCAUUGGGGGCCCUCCAAAGCCAUGGCUUUGAAUUCAGCGCAGAGAUCAAGCCAAGCCUCUGUGUCUCUUCCCAGCCCAUUUCAAGACAGGUCUGGUCUGUUGUUCUCUUGGUGAGACACUUGCUGAUGAUGCCACCCACUGCUGAUGUAGGGGGCAAGGCAUGCCCUCCUUAGUCCACCUUCUGGAAGCUUCUUCAACUGGUAGUUUCUGGGUGGCAACCAAUCACAAACCUACUUAACAGACUUGGCUGGAUACCUUCACUUGACAAAGAGACUGGUUUCGCUACUUCAGCAGCCUCUUUUACUAUUAUUACUAUUAUUAAACAUAAUCCCGUUUUACAAGCUGUAAACAACCAAAGUUAACAUCUAGACCAGCCUUCCAGCCAUAACACUAUUCACCUGCCCCCUCAACUGCCGCCUCUUGCCUGUUAAUGCUGGGGCGAGUGGAAUGUCUCCUCUCAUCUCAGGCAGGUAACACUGGGGCAAUUUAUUCUGCAACAGGAGGAAGGAGUGGAGGAGUUAGCAGUGCUCUGUCUUACUGCUUUUCAGUUUGAUUGCUGUACUACAAACAUAUGCCUGUUCAAAAGCACAUUCUGUGUGCAUUAGCAGUCCUUAUUUCAAUAUGGAUCUAUCCAAGCUUUUGCAAGACAGAUCUGGAUGAAAUCUUGAAUUGUCCUGUUCCUGACCAUUUUACCAUUCUAACUCGCAACCUAUCUCUCUCUCUUUCAUGUUCACUAUAAAUUUACAUCGCUGAAUUUGUGUACACAAAAUUAAAAUAUGUUAAUAUUAAAAAUUUUAGGCCACCUUAGAACCCUUAACAGAAAAAAGUACAGUGGUACCUCAGGUUAAGUACUUAAUUCGUUCCAGAGGUCUGUUCUUAACCUGAAACUGUUCUUAAGCUGAAGCACCACUUUAGCUAAUGGGGCCUCCCGCUGCUGCUGCGCUGCCGGAGCACAAUUUCUUUUCUCAUCCUGAAGCAAAGUUCUUAACCCAAGGUAAUGUUUCUGGGUUAGCGGAGUCAGAUUAGCGGAGUAACCUGAAGCGUAUGUAACGUGAAGCGUAUGUAACCCGAGGUACCACUGUAUAUAAAUUAGGGAGGUAAGAAGGCACCGCUUUCCAUUCUGCCCCAGAUCCCCACAUGCAGCACUGCCUCUGUUCCGCUGCAGUUCGUCUUCCACACAAACUGCACUAUUUGUUUCAUUGUUCACCAUAGCAAUAUUAUGUCAUCUGUGUCAUAACGUUAUUCCACCCCAUUCAUUUUAGUGUGAAGGAAACACAAUGCAAAUGGAGAGAAAACAUGAUCAAUAAUGUAUUGCUUGCAGGCUAAAAGCAACCAUGCCAGUUGUUCACUGGACUGAGUUCCAUUUUGGACACAGGCUAAAUAAACAAUCACUAGCAAUUUCUGCUCCCGUUUUUGUUUUUGUCAGAAAUGUCCAUGAUCCCUAAUAUAAAUAAAAUAAAGAAAGGAAAGGCGCUCAUUUAUUUGCUUGCAGAAGCCAAUAAAAUAAAAUAAAACCCAAGCUUCGCUGCAAGGUCUCCAUGGCAUUCUGAAUGCCUGUACUUUUUUUUAUUUUUUAUUUGCAUAGUGCAUCAAUUUUAUUGCACUUGACACAGGUGCAAUUACAGAACUUUAACUAUUUAACUCAAGCAUCACUCUGAGAAGGCAGAAGCAGAUGCAUAUCAGAAAUAGGUGAAUACUAACUCAUUCGGGCCCCAAGGGACUGCUGGAGCAGACAUACUCUUGUUGCUUCCAUUGCUUUGCAUUUCUGUGGCCCGGGGGGUGGGGUGGGGUGUAUUGAUAUCCUUUUGUUUUUCCUUUCAUUUUAUUAUGUAUUUUGUUUUCUCAUUUUGUAUUUUCCUGCUGUGAACUGCUCUGGGAUCUUUGGAUGAAGGGCGGUAUGCAAAUUUAAUAAAUAAUAAUAGUAUUUUAUGUCAUUUUGUGCUGCUUGGGUUCCCACCCAUGCCCACCCCACCUCUCAGCACUGCCUCAUUAAAGCAGCUGUUUCUUUAUCCCUACUGGAUGCAGUCAGCAUGAAUGUCCCUUUCUUUACUUUUAGUUUCAGAGUUAUUAACAAAUUUUGUCAUUUUUAUAGCAAGUCCAAUGCCCAAGCGUUGUUCCACAUCAGUUUUCUGUUUGUUCUUUUCAGCUGUUUUUCAUGUUUCCCCAUAGAUUCCUCUCUUCUAUGAAAAGCCCAAUGGACCAUAGGUUGGGGGUGGAGAUGGGGAAAGCAAUGCACAUCGUUUGUGCUUUGAAUUAGUCAAUUACUUGUACUCAGUGUUGUUUUUUCAGGGGUUACACUUUCUAGGAAAAAAGCGCUGCUUGUACUGCAGACAGCUAGGGUAUUUGGUGUUUAUGUUUGCUUGUUUUUCAUAAAAUAAACACACACACAUAUAUAUAUGGCAAUCAGAUAAGAAACAGCUAUUAGUUCACAACUGAGAUAUCUCUAGAGUUACUAUACAGUGGUACCUUGGUUCUUGAACUUAAUCCAUUCGACUCCCGAAACCGUUAGCAAACCAAGACGUGGCUUCCCCUUGAGCGCAGGAAGCUCCUGCAGCCAAUCGGAAGCUGCGUUUUGGUUUGCUAACGAUUUCGGGAGUCGAACGGACUCCCGGAAUGGAUUAAGUUCAAGAAUGUUCAGCUUCCAAAAAACGUUCACAAACCAGAACACUCACUUGCGGGUUUGUGGCGUUCAGGAGCCAAUUUGUUCAGUAGCUAAGUCAUUUGAGAACCAAGGUAUGACUGUACAUACUUUUAGAAGGCACUGCCUGCCUUCAGCUAUCUGGGGCUGAUUCAGUUUGAAUGAUGCCUGCCCCUUCAUCUGUCCUAGGGGCAUGGUGGGGAGCGAGUAUGCGCCUCCCCCCCCCCCACAGCCCCAGUGAGACUGUCCCAGUUCCCAUGAGGGGAUUGCAUACUUGACAGGAGCAACAUGCAUAAAUUCUAAUGUGCAAGGGCCUCAAUCAUGUGGUGGAUUGACAUAUUGGAUUUUAUACACCUACGUCUCAUUUAAAUGUUCUUACAGAUACUGUACUGAUAAAACAUUUUUAAAAGGCUACAGAUACCACAGCUAUAUUAAAAAACAACUAUCAGCAGAAUCAAAGUUAAGAAAUAAGAUGUGAAAGGUAACUGCCCACCACUACCCUGUGAGCAGCCAAGGAUUUCAGAGGAGGGAUCUGUGGGUGAAGAAGGAAGGCACACUCUUGCUUCCUACCAUGUGUGUGACCCAUGUUGUGAAAAUAUACUUUACGCUGACUAGCACUGAUUCUAAAUAUCAAGUAUUCUUACUGUUUAUUUUGACUGUGGGAAGCACAAGGCUGAUGUUAUCCAGCUGGAACUUUAAAGAAUGUAAUUUACUUUACAACUGGUAAUAGAAACAGAAAGUGUUUUAACGACUUGUUUGGCUUACUUGUAUAUAGGCACAUUUUUAUCAUAAUGUUAUACAAGGUGUAACACUUUGAGCCUGCAGUUAUACCAAUGAAUCUUAUUUAACUGAAAGCUUUUUGCAAAUUUAAAUGAGAAAGCAUGUUCUCAAUAAUUUCUUGUCUGUUUUUUCCUAGACAAACGCGUUGAUGACUGGCCCUUGAUGCAGUCUCCAUUUCCCACAUUGGCUAUAAGUACUCUUUACCUCCUCACUGUUUGGCUUGGUCCCAAAUGGAUGAAGACAAGGGAGCCUUUCCAGUUCCGCUCAUUAUUGAUUUUUUACAACUUUGGAAUGGUUCUACUUAACUUCUAUAUUUUCAAAGAGGUACCACUCUUUUUACAUAUAUGAUUUGCUAUUUACAGUUCAGAAUUUUGUAGUGGUUUUUAUGUGUUGUGAAAAGCAAAUGUGUCUUCAGGUGUAUUUGAAUCAAACUGUUGAUUAAUGUGUUUUACUCUUCAUAAAUUCUUUAAUUUGCCACAAAAUACCUUUGGGAUCAUUACAUUGGCUUUUGUUUUUGUCUCUGUGUGUGAUUUAACACUGGAAUGAUUUGACUUUGUAUACAUUAGGUUCUGCUGAAGGUUGCAUUCAUAAAAGCUAAGAAACUGAGUGGCAAACUAUGCCACAAUGUCAAAUCAGGAGAAUAAAUAGCUCUACAAAUUCUUUAAAAAUGGCUCUCUAGGGUGUGGACAGAGCACUUAUCUCUUGUCCUCAGCAUUGAGCACAACAGUGCUAGGAUUGGGAGACGGAGCCUUGGCAGAUUGCUGGGCCGGAUUUGGGCCACUUUGAGUUUGCCUGGUAAGAAACCAUCAACCAGUGCGUAUCUCUUGAGUAGACAUGUUAUAUGCUGACAGGGUCUCAAUUAUGUCAGCAAUUGUUCUGUAGCAUUCUGCACUGACUGUAGUUUCCAGGUCAAUCACAAGGAAAGCCCUACAUAGAGUGCAUUGUGGCAAUCCAAAUUUGAAGUCACCAGUGCCUGAACUACUAUGAUCAAGCUCUCCUGGUCCAGGAAUGGACAUAGCUGUUGUACAGAGCCUCUGUUUUGCCAUGAUUCAACUUCAGCUUAUUUCCCCUCAUCCAUCCCACCAAUGUGUCUUGGCACUGGUGCAGGGCCUCUCCUGAUUCAAAUAGAGUUGAGUGUUGUCAGCCUACUUGCUAACACCUUGUCCCCAAACUCCUAAUUACUGUUCCCUGUGACUAAAAAAGGUAAAGGACCCCUGACAAUUAAGUCCAGUCGCAGACGACUCUGGGGUUGGGGCACUCAUCUCGCUUUACAGGCCGAGGGAGCCGGCGUUUGUCCGCAGACAGUUUUUCCGGGUCAUCUGGCCAGCAUAACUAAGCCGCUUCUGGCUCAAUGGAACACCGAAACCAGAGCAGCACACCGAAACGCCUGUGGCUACACUACAUAUGAAUUUGUAAUAGCAUUGGAGAUAAGAUAGUUCCAAUGCCAAUGCCAAAGCAAUCUCUCGAUGCUAUUCUCUGGACUCAGUCCCAUAGGUAAGACCAAAACCACUGUAGCACAGUGACCCCAGUUCCCAUUUCAUAGAGGUGAUCUAGGAGAAUAUCAUGGUGAAUGGUACUGAAAGCUGCAUGGUCUCUGUAAAGGGUAUCCUUCAGGGCAACCAAGGCAGACUCAGUCCUAGGUCUGAAACCAGACUUGCCUGAAUCUAAAUAAUUGUUUUAGAAAAUAUAAAGAAUGCAUUAAUAAUGAUCUAAGAUGCAGAGAGAAGAUUCGCUUUGAUUUGGAGAAUGUUGAGCACCGUAAAAGGUUGCACUUGCAGAAUAACCUUUAUAGUAGGAUAGGAGAGAUGAAAAAAAUUCUUAUCAGGCAAUCAAUGUGCCCCUUUGUUUUCAAAAUGGGAAGAUGAGUCUAAAAAGCCCUGGACACAAAUUUUCACAGCCCUUUAGUGGCUAUGGUGGCUCAUUUACCAGCAGUAAGGUAUUUAGUGUUAACUCUGGAAGUGUGUACUUAAUUCUGACCAGACUAAGCCUCCUAACAAGUGACUCCUGUGUCCCAGGCUUUUUAGACUUGUCUACCCAUGUACUAUCUAAAACCAAAGGGGCGCAUUGGUUGCCAGGUGUGAAAUAUAUUGCCAUUGUUUGCAGCUCUCCUACCCCACCAUUUAACUCUGGGGGGACUCUCCCUCUUCCUUAGACUUUCCAUCUUGCUGCUCUGCUGAGUUGAGUGCUCUGUAUGCUUGUCCUAACACCUGGUACAUGAUGGGCUGAAUUGGUGACAUACUUACUUUAAAGCAAUUUGUAACAGUUGAAAUUAACAAGACAACUUCUUUGAUAGGACUGUGAAUCCCAAUUUCAUUUCUUCUCCUCAAGAUCAUUAUUGUAAUACUGUACCUUCGGAAAAUUAAAUUGAAAUAUUUCAAUAGCUAUUAUCUUUAUUUUGGAGAUUAUCUCGAUUGGGAGAAAUUCUUCUUUAGGCUAGUUUUCAAAAGUCAGUUCUACAAAUCCUCCCCAAAACUGUAUUCAACGCUGUUGCAGUUCAACAAUGAAGCAGAGAAAUUUUGUAAAUAUAAUCCCAUCUGCUAAUAUUGGGUACAGAACCAUAAUCAAACACUUCAUCCUUCCAACAGAAAAGCCAAAUGGUUUUAUGGUCCAGCAAAGUUAAGAUUAUACCCGGCCCUGUAUGGGAGCACUCUAAAUUAUGCGCAGUCUAUAAGCCACUUGUGAAAGUUUUAUUGAAGCAAACUUGAAUUGGAGAUAUUAAAUAGCUAGCCAAAAAUGGAAGACAGGUGUCUUCAGAAUUUCUAUUUAUUUUGGAGUUUGUUUUGUUGUUUUGCAGGCUUAGAGUUAGUUGACUGUGGUUUGAUGCCUGAAUGAGGGAUGCUAUGAAAUGAGAAGUUAAUUUUUUUAAUUUGCCUUUUCAAUUUGCACAUAAAGGCCACAGGCCAGAACCCUGCCCUUCUGAAGAAGGGGUGGAGUAGCUUCUUAUGAGACUCCAGUAUGAAUGAUCCUUAACACCUGCAAUGCCACCCUCAUGCCUAGUGCAUCAGCUUGACAAACCAGUCACUUAAAGGCAAGACUGCACCUCACCUUGGGACACUAAGCUGCCUAGGCUUGCCUAGGCCCUGUGAGCAGCUCUCUCAUCCUGCUUUUGUUGAGUAAUAUGGAUGCUAGGGACAUGGAGAAGAAACAGGCUGCUGGAGGCUGUAAGGCGAGGUGUGUGUGGGCCUCAGUUGGAAGUGAAUUGCCACAUCACACUGGAGAUGAGGCUUUGGGCAGAUCCAUACCACACAUUUAAAGCUCAUGGCUUUCUCCAAAGAACCCUGGGAACUCUCGUUUGUUAAGGGGGCUGGGAGCUGUAGCUCUCUGAGGUGGAACUAAUAAUUCCCAGGAUUCCUUGGAAGAAUCAGGGGGUUUAAAUGUGCAUUGAAGGGGAUUUAAAUGGGCAUCUGUCCUUCACAAUAAGAAGGAACAUAUGGUUAAACUGCAGGCCUUUUACAAGGCACUGUGACCCCUCUUUGUGCCAAUUUGCAAAUAAAUAUUUAAUUAAAGAAGUGAUUGCUUUUAUGAAUAAUCGUUAACAAGCCUAUGAAACAUUAAUUUGUGAAUUUAACAUUUUCAGCUACUUUUGGCAUCAAAAGCUCGAGGAUACAGCUAUAUCUGUCAGAGUGUGGAUUAUUCAGAUAAUGAAUAUGAAGUCAGGGUGAGUAGUAACUUAUGUCCGUUGUGAAGUCUGCCAUUUAUAACUCAGCUUUUGAAUGAUUAUCAUACUGUGCCAGUUUUCUGCUACUAGUUCUUUUUCUGUUGAGAACAAACUAUUACUGAUACAAAGCUGUCACAAAACACUUACUUUUUAAAGGACCAUGUUACGUUUUACACAAAAAGUGCAGUAAAUCUAGACUGGGGCCCUGUGCCAGUUUCCCGCCAAAAAUAAUAUCCCACACCUGUAAACAGCAGCUUUGAAGAGGAGAGAAACAGCAACUCAGGGGACAAUUUUCAGUGGGGCCCUGGAUGUGCGCCUUGAUGACUGGGCCUCUCACGGCUACUCUUCCAUGGGAAUAACAGUGUCUGGCUUAAGCAUGCUAACAUGUCGUUUCACCCAAAAAUUCAUGGUUUGUUGGUUUGUUUUGCUUAAAAUCGUGAUACAAUGUCUUAAGCAUAUCUAUCAUUCUCUAUAUUUCCAAUUCAAGUCAUCCCAUGCUUGUAGAGACAAAGCCAAAAAGACACAAUUUACAUACAAGAAGAAAGAUUCAGCAAACUCAAGUUAGGUCUGAGGUUAGCUGAUCCUCCAAAAAAUCCUUAGGAGGGGGAAAUCCCAAAUGGGUAAACUCAAAUACAGCUAGGCACCUUUCACAGAUGAACUAAAUGGGUUUUGCUUUCUCCACUGUGUUUUUGUUUGGGGGCACCAAUUCAGUGGUUUUGAUAGGUGCCUCUUGGUCGGGCACUGAGCAGUAUGUUUGAGUGUCUCAGUGCUGGCAUUGAAAAACUUCAAUCUUGUAGACCUAUACCUCCGCCACCCCGAAAUCCUUUGUAGUUGCUUCUGCUUCUUGAGAGGGGGAUUUCUCGCUUGCUCUCUCUGCACACUUGUUCCCCUUCCUGCCUGGCUUCUCUGCCUCUUCUCUGAGCAAGAGGGUCUGAUGCUGGUGCAUGAUGAGGCUGGUAGUGGCUUAGUGCCCAGGAACUUUCCCCCUGCUCAGCUCCUGCAGUGCAGGUCGAUAUCAUAGCUGGAUCCCUGCUAACUCAAACUCGUCUCAGACUAUGGCUCUGCUGCUGCUCCCACUAUGGAAGGGCCGUAGCUCAGUGGCUGAGCAUCUGCUUUGCAUGAAAAAGGUCGCAGGUUCAGUCCCCAACAUCUCCAGGAAACCUGUAGCUGCUAUGUAACUCUGCUGUUGCCUGCAGCAAUAAAGGUGUGUUUGAGUUUGGCAUGGGGAAAACUGAAAACAUCCAGUGCUGCUGCCAACACCUCUGCCCAUUUCCCCACCCCUCCUUCUGAGUUACUGUCGGCACCACAUAUGAUCAAACACAAUAAUGGAUUAUUAUUACCUGUAGGGGUGUGGUUGUGUAUGAUGUUAACGAUGGUGACAAAUUACAGUGGUAUCUCGGGAUGCGAACGGGAUCCAUUCUGGAGCCCCGUUCACAUCCCGAACAGAACUUAAGACGCAUCUGCGCAUGCACAGGUCGUGUUUCACCGCUUCUGCGCAUACGCGUGACGACAUUUUGACCGUCUGCGCAUGCGCAAGCGACGAAACCCAGAAGUAACGCACUCCGUUACUUCCGGGUCACCGCGGAGCACAACUCGAAAGCGCUCAACCUGAAGCGUAUUUAUCCCGAGGUAUGACUGUACAGGUGUAGUAUGUGGCUCUUAGUUGCUUAUAACAGUGAGUGUAAAUAUUCUAAGCUUAGCUAUCGUUCUUGCAUUUAGCAGACACUUGCUUUUUGGAUGCACAAAUUGCCAAGGCUCCAUGUAGCACUUUGUAGGGUCCCUGCUUCAGUUCAGGGCACCUUGUACAAAUCCAACUUCACCUUGGACAAGGCCAGAAUCCUUCCCUUUUGGCUAAGGCAUCAUCACAGUCUUCUGCACACCCAUAACACCUACUAUAGAUAAAAAUCAUAUGACUACUUCAUAGUAAGGUGUCUUCAUUGACAGUUGUACACUCCUAGCUGAAACACAUUUCCUUGCUAGUAAGUGCCAGCUCAUGCUCGUCAGUGACCCCAUGGUGACUGUUUCUGGGUUACCAGUUAAUGGGCCCCAAUUACCAUUUAUUUCUAUACAAUUUUUUUGUCCUGGUUGCGAUAUGAAGAUGCUGCUGCAGGUUACUCCAUAGAAAAUGGAAGACGCUUUAGGUUGCUCCAUAAGAAGCUCUCCCAGGGAUGCAGAUUCAGAUAAAGCUUCAAAUGCAAAUAUUGUUUCACACCUAAGAUCAGAUGCUGAUAAUUCAGGCAUUUUUAAUCUCUUGUUUUCAACUCCUCUUUGGGUUUGUGUUGCCGUGGUGAAAAUCUGCUGAACCAUUGUAGGCAGCCAGUUGGCUUUAAUACUAAGUCACAGAACACAAGUGUGAAUCUGAUCUUUAAAAAUAAUAACCAAAAUUCUGCAGUAACAGCAAGCUGGACUGUGCUUUUGAUGUAGAUGUACAAAUAAUUUCUGUACAUAACCUCUUGUAAACUGAUUUCCAGUUAUUUGUGUGAAUCCAUGAGAGACUGAAAGCUGGAAAACAGAUUCAAAAUGAGGUGUUCCAGUACUUAGUUAUUUAUAAAUUAACUGUAUCAGCUUCUACCAACUGCAUUGUAUUACAUUUAGGGAGGCAACAUUUGAGUUUUGUUUCAGCAUGUUUUGACAGACCUUAAUUCUAGUUGCUAUUACGUGAAUCUACUGAUAAAAUCAUGGGAUUUAGCAACAAUAAUUUAGUUCCCUCCCUGAAACAAACGAAUGACUAGAAGUUUCCUCUCUCCUGUUAAUUCUAGUAUGUCAUACACAGAAGCAGAAUUUCCACUUGGCUUCAGUUCAGAAAAACACCUACACUCAAGCACAGAUAGCUAUCUUUGAGAAAUACUAUAGGCGCAAUCAAGUAGCCUCUGCUGCUAUGCAACAUUCAUUAAGAAUUAAAAUGAAUCUCUCUGCGGCAUUGAAUAGUCUCCCAUGGACCUUGAUCACACUUUAGAAAGGGUUUUAGGGAGUAGUAGACCAAAAAUGGAACUGUCUUCACAGCAAAGACUUCUGUGAACACUGUAGGCUGAGGAACUUAUGAUGCUUUGAUGUGUGUGUCAUCUUUUCAGGCAGAAUGUUCACAAUAUUGGUGAUGGUGCGACAUGUUCUAUGGUGCUAAAUAUUUGGAUCAAGGAAGAUGUAUGCUUGGAUCAAGGAUUAUAUUACUUGUAUAUUACAGAUCUCUCUGUUGUUGUUUUUUUUUAAUAUUGACUAAGUGUGAUUAAUUUUUCUAACUAAAUUUUUGCAAAUAUUGAAAUAACUAGGAAGCAAAGACUAGGAAAUAAUCAUCCUUCUUUAACGUUUGUGUCGUGUGGCAUUCUGACUCUAAAAGUUCAGCAUCCUGCCUUAUAAUUAAGGGUGGUAUUGUAAUGCCCUGCCACAACCCAGCAGUGUUUCAUUGCCUGGUUUGCACAUAAUGCUAAAGCUAAGCUUGAAUAAGCAAGUGUGCUGGUGCACAGUUAGAAAAACAUACCCACAUCACUCCUCCUUUACUCCUGCCAGUGCCUCCCUGUCACUGGGAACCAACCCAUAGAUGCAAACCUAGGCUUGUGAUUUAUCUUCCCUAAACUACAUUCAGUUAGCUAAGAACAUGCCUUGGUUGCUACUGAUGGUUUGUUUGGAGCAAGACAAACCGCAAGCCCGUGAUUUCAUGUAAUGCUAAGCCAAACCAUGGCUUAGCUCAUGGUACCGCAGCAACAGCAGAAGCAAGGGAGGGUUGAUGGCUACAAUUUGCUAAGGGUGCCAACACACUUGCUUAUUCACACUAAGCUAUAGUUUGGCUUAGCAUUAAGUGCAAACCAGGCCAAUGUGCACACAAGCUCCCCUUUCGGAGAACACUUUCCCAACCAUUUAAAUGGAGGAAGCCAGUUUACACAGGUGAGUUACUAAAACUGUGCUUCUCUGUGCACAAAAGUGCUCUGUGUUCAUCUAGAUCAAAGUGUAUCUCUUUUCCUUAAAAUGAAACAAUACAAAAGAAGUUGUGCUCUGCAAAUUCUGCUUACUGGUAGAUUGUACUUUAUUAUUUCCCCCCUUCUUGUCAUUAGUCCCCCACCUCCCGGAAAACCCCACCACAAGCUAUGUAGUACCCAUUCAAAAAAGGCUAGUGCUGGCACUGCUCAGGCAUAGAACAAAGGAAGCAAAAGCCUACUGUUAAAAGAACUCCCAGUGAAAUCAGUUAUCACAAACGUGAAGUUGACUCUGAAGUGCAAGGUAUGAAGAUCAGGGACCUCUCACUGACCCUUUAAUCGUAGUUGUUAAUGUAAUCUUUCUAUGCCAUCUGGUGUCUUAACAGACUUAGAUUUUACAUGUAUCAAUGCUUACUGGGACAGGGGAAUAGUUAAACACAUUUCUGAAAUAAUUCUGAUAUUUAGAACAUUUUAGGCAUUUUAGAAUGUGUUAUUAUGUCAUUACUGUCUGUCAAACUAGCUUUUAUUAUAAGUUUAUAGCACAAUUCAACAAUUGUGUCCUACUUUUUUUGCUGCUGUUUCCAACAAUGCAACUUGCCUGUUCUUAACCUAUUACCACAGUGCAGAAAGCAUAAUACAUGUAAAACUGUAUGUUCUCAUCUGUGUCAGUGAUUGCGUCUCUGGCCUUGGGCAAUCUUGCUAAAUACUUUAUCUCCCCUGCCCCCUCUCUCUUGCUCAUAUGAAAACUGAGAUAAUAAUAGUUACAUAUAUCCUCAGGUAUAAUGCUGGCUAAAUUACAGUUUUUAUUUCACUUUGGAUCUCAGAAAAAAAAAAAAGCCCCACAAAAAAAGUAAAGCAGACGACUUACAACGGGGUAGUAAAAUAAAAUCUGCAUUUAUUUAAUGUUCUUGGACUGAAAGGUCACAAGGUGUAUUUGUAGAGCUGUGGGAAAUCUAGGCAUAAGCAGUCAUGGGGAAUUUAAAUUAUUUGGAGUUGGAAAAUUAAAAGGAGUUAGGAAGUCUGUGGUCAGUUGCGUUCCCAUGUCAGGAGAAUAAUUGUGCAUCUGAAUGGCGGAGUUCUAGACUUCAUACAGUCCUGAGCUUAUUGACUAUCAAACAAAGGAACCAAACGCUACACAUCAUGAAGACCCUUUUAGAGAACAGUGCCUGUUUGAUUUCACUCACCAUUUCUGUCUCCUAGCUGCAAAGUCCUUAUGGAAUGCAACAGAAGCAGAUAGAAUGUUGUGCAUCUCAUUUCUUUUUAAUCACUCUUCCACAGUUAGGAAUACCUGCUCUUCAGUUUUGGUUUGGCAUUUCAUUCUGGUCAGAGCAAAACCAUAGUGAGUUUGCUAAUACAGAGAAUGAUUGAUAGGUUUAUGACUGAAGCAGUUAACCAUGUUCUUUUGAUCCCCAUCAGGCAUGCGGCCUGAUCAGUUGAUUUGGAAAUAAGCUCAGUGUUCUCAAUGGGGAUUAAUCCCAUGGUGCAUGAAUGGCAGCCUUAGGCACACUUAACUUUCUCUGAUUAAUUCCUCUAGGAUAUUAAGACUGCAGUCCUACCUGAACCAAUCAGGACAUCCUUCUGAUUGAAUUGUUAUUCUCUGUUCCUAAAUGCACUUAAAUUUUAGUCAUUUCUGCUAAAACACAGUGCGAUUUCUCAUAUGGCCAUGGUUUACAUGUCACAUUAAACCAUAGUUAAAAUAAACCAUGGUUAAAAUAAACAAUGGUUUAAUGUGAACCAUUAGUGUGCUGGCGCAUGCUGCUGAAAUGGUGGGUGCUUUGCUCCUCCUCUCCUUCUGCUGUUACUUUGGAGGUGGGAAGAAAGCCAUGGUGUGCCUUGCCAUGUUCUCUGAACCCAGGCUCACAGUUUGUUUUUCUUUAAACAAAUCAUAAGCAGAAGCCAAGGUUUGGUCUUCAUUUACUGCUCAUAGUUUGCUUUGGGGAAAUGAAAUUAAAUUGUUUAUUUAAAUUAUAGUUUAGAUGACAUGUGAACCCAGACCAUAGCAAUUAAAGUUUUCUACCCAAGCGGUAUUUGUUUAUAAUUUUAUUUAAGAUAUUUACAUACCCUUGAAGAGAGUCUAGUCUAUACCUUGUCACACAUUUUUACUCCAGAUCCAGAAGGGCAAACAAAGGGCAAACGUUUCCAGAUUUAAUAGUAUAUUUUCAACUUAUAUACAUAUUAAAAAUAAUGUGGGUUCUGCUUGUCCCCUUGACAUUUCCAGAGUUAGGUUUCUGAAGCAUAUUACAGUGGUGAUAAUUGCACCUUCAGUCCACAGCAGGAGUGACUGCGGGAACAAAAUUAAUACAAAGAAGCCAGCAUAUUGACCUUAGCAAAGUCACCUAAUUAAAAAUACAGCUAUAUUGUAUAUUGAAGGGGCGGAGAUUGCUAUGUAAAAAAACAACAGGGGCAGCUAUUUGGCCAUCCACAUGGUGCACACCAUCAAAUACACCUUGAUAUAUAGAUUAGAAUUGCCAUAUUUCAAAAAGUAAAAUUCCUGACACCACUGAAAUUGUUGUUCUUUGGCCAGGCCCCAAUGCACCCCUUUCUCUGACACAGCCCCUCACCUUACUUUCCCCUUUACUAUACCCCACCCAGCUGCUCAGGCCCCCAACAACCCUCAGAAAUGUGUAGUGGGGCACUGCCACCUCCCCCCCCCACAACCUCGAACUUACCACAGCCGGUUUUGUUCCUCUUCCACACAGUUUGCUACCCUCGCUUUCGAGGCCUAUCCAUGUCUCAUUUAAACUGCUUCCUGCACACACGCACACACACCUACCUGCCCGGCCCCCAUCUCCGCCUUGACGGUGCUGCAGCUGGAAGGAGAUGGUGGCCCUGAGCGGCUGCAUCCUGCCCCGGCAAAACAAGGAGGUGCCUGGCUGGCGAGCCAAACCAACAUGGCCACCUCAGCCCUCUUGGGUGAGGUGGCCAUUCUAGCAGCUCCCGAGCGCCCAGCUGCAGACCUUCUCUCACGGCCUCUGCUGCUGCGACUGAGCUACCCGCGGGACAUCCCUGGCACAGGGUCCCUUUUUCAACACGCUAGGGGCGGCUAGGCCUCUGCGUCGCCUUCCUCUGUCCCACAUCUCCUCACUCUGCCCCCCCCCCUCCCUGGCUAAGGGAAGUGACCUCUCAUCACUUCCAAUGCUGCUGGGUCACAACCUCCCCUGGAUUUUUUUUAAAAAACCAGAAAACCGAAAACACCCGAGUUGCCAUAUGUUCAGGAAAUUCCGGAGAUCUCUAACAUUUAAAAAAGUUUCCGCAGCAUCCAAUUUCUGUACAUUUCCGGUAUUUUUUGGACAUAUGGCAAACCUAAUAUAGAUGUACUUUGAAUGCAAGAACUCCGCAUAACAGAGAAGGGAAAGGCAUGCAUUUCUGGAAAAUGACUGCACAAUCACCCACAAUAGUAUUUUUCGUAGGUAAGAGAAGCAUUGAUCAUUCCUUUUAGGUUAGUUAGGAUCAUAUAGUAAUAGUAAACGUUUGUAAUAUAAAAGUUACAAACUUUUAUCCAGAAGUUGCAAGUCUCCUAAACAUCCAUCUUUCAAGCACAGGUUGUGUCACUCAAGUUCCUGUAAGAGAAGCAGCAUGAUAAAGUUCCUAGGGUUGUAUGCAAGUAAGUCAUACUCCAGGUAGACCCAUUGAAAUAAAUGGACCUAUGUUAGUAGUCAUGCCUAUCAAUUUAAAUGGGUAUACUCUGAAUAAGACUAACAUUGGAAACAACCCUUAGUACUUGCUGUAUAUACGUUAAGUAAGAAUCUUGAAUAUUCUUUGUAAGUGUCACAACUUUAUUUGAUCAGUUAAUGAAAAUGAAUGUAGCAUUCUGUUCUUUAACUUCUCCCAAAAGGUGGUGUCUUAAUCAGUGCAGCGCUCUUCAGAGCUACUAUAGCUAUCAUUAGUGGGUGUUAGCACAGGCUUUGAUGUGGGAGUUAAAUACAUGACUAUCUGGCUCAGGGCAAACAAUGCUACUUCUUGAGCAAUGUGCAUUUUAAAACCACUUUUGAAUAACCUUUAUAUCUGGGAACUCCUAGCUCUGUAGGAGUCUCCCUUCAUCUUCCCUCUCCUUUCCCAUUACACCCGCAUGUAUCCCAAAUAGUUUGCCUUAUAAGACUCAGAGCAAGUCUGGCAACAAGCAGGGAAGGAAACAAACUGGUUUUAUUUAUAUCCCACUCAAUUUUGAGGACCAUUGAUAUCAAAAGUGUCUGGGGAAAGAGGCAAGAAUUCAGAAUGUGAUAAAUAUAGUCAACCAAAAGCAAAAAGUGCUUUCAUCUGAUUUGCCAGAUCACCAGUGCAGAAUUAGCUAAACUCUUUAAUGCUUCUUUGACAUGUUCUUUCUUCCUAAACCUUACCCAAAGUAGUUGGUCUUUUUGGUUCUUCAGUGUUAAUUAGAAAUGCCCAAGGAAGAAAUGUUCAAAAUAUGGAGAAAAGAAAAAACUGUUUCACUCUUUCGAGUUGAAAAAAUGGCAGAGUGGUAAUACACUAUUAUUUGUAAAAUGCUGUUUUAAAUGUAAAGAUGAGUGGAGCUCUAAAAGACAAAUAAAGGAUAGAAUGCAGGUAUGGAUCCAUCAGGUUUCCAUCAUAGAUUAUAGAAUCUUGACUAGAUCCUGCAGCCUUCUUCAUGUGUAAGACAGAUCAAAUAAGGGACCGUUACAAAAAACUUUUCCUGUAAUAAAAGAACUAACAAUCACUAAGUAGAAUAACUACCUAUUAUUAGUAUUGCAGUGUUGAAAGACUGAACAGCCAGGAAGGAGUUACCUACUAUAAUUACUAUCCUGUUGCUUGUCCUAUUAAUAAUCUAUUAAUCCAAUAUACUCAAAGGAUGUAACUUCAUGCAUAGUGUAUAGGGUCACCCCAGCCCAGUUUAAGUGCUUUAAGCUCAAUUCCUAUGCACACUUAUUUGGGAAGAAACCUUACUGAGCUCAGUAGCAGUUACUUCUGAAUAAACAUACAUAAGGUUGUGCCAUUAACAGUUUACAGACUUAGAACACCUGUAAGUGUGCAUUUAUUUUGUUAUGAGUACUUUAAAUCUAAGGUGUUUUACCUUAAAGGGGUUGAAUUAAAAGUGUGCCACAGGUUAUUUGGACAGUCAAAGUGAACUGUAACAAUAUUUUCUUUUGUAGAGGGAGGUUGCCUUGUUCCAAAACGACAUGCUUGCUGCUUUUUGAAAAAUAAAACUGGGGAGGAGUGUGCAUCAGUGCUGGAAUCAUGGGCCCUUUGUUUACCUAUUUAUUUAUGGCCAUAAAAGAAUUUUUAAAAGAUUAAAAAAGCAAAAGAGUCACAAAAUGGCCUUUUUAAAAGAUCUGCAUUAGUGUCUUGUGGUUUCAGUGCUGCAGCUGUGGUACACUCAGCUUCUAAAGAAUUAAAAUAAAAUAAAUAACAAAAUGUAAAGGGUGAAACCCAUUGUCAAAUGAAGCAUCCAUUCUCACAAUCAAUUUCCCCCUCCCUCUCCUUCCUUUUUGCCUCCAUCUGCUGAAGAGCCCCACCCCCACCCUCUACAGCCAUUUUGGUGGGCAUAUGGAGAAGGUUGUCUUUUCAAAGUCCAUUUUCCUAAUACAUUAAUAUCAGUUAAGGCUUCAGCUGUUUGUUAUAGGAACACCGUUUAACAGCAUGAUUUUAUACAUGUCUACUCAGAAAUAAGCCCCAUUGAAUUAAAUAGGGCUUGCUUCCAGCAGUAGCUAAAGACUGCAGUAUGAAUAAAAUUCACUUUAUUUGUAGACUAAGAACAUUGGCUGUUUAUUUUCUAGAGAAACUGGGGAGAAACUGACUGGAGUCUUGUUCCAGCUCAUAAUAAUAAACUGUGUUCUACAUUUAGCUCUUUCAUAGUCAGAUUGCUACAAUACGUUUUGAGAGGGUUUUUCUGUUUUGUUUUGUUUAAGUUGAAGUCCUAUUCAUGUCUCUGAAGCUACAGUUUUAUCUUUGUUGUUGUGAGAUGAGGGGGCUGGAUGGGGUGUGUAUAUAUUAAUGUCUAUUAAUUUCAAGGAGUGAACAGCACACAAUGAAUGGCUUCACAGAACACAAUCUUGUUUAUAAAAGCCCUUUUCCCCCCUAAGAGAAAGAGAAUGCACAAAAACGAUUUCUUUUUUAUUUACCUCUUUGAAAUGAAGCCACAAAUAAACUUGUAGAAACUCUAAACAAAGAAUCAGGUAGUAGUGAACAAGACUGUAGAAAAACGUGGGGAAUCUUUGGCCCUCCAGAUGUUGCUGAAUUUCAGCAUCCCUUUGGGACCAAUUCUCUGUGCUGGUGAGGGCUGAUGAGAAUUGUAGUACAAUAUUUGAAGAACCUCAGGUAAGUGACUUCAGCUCUAGAGGUCUAUGUAAUGGCAGACACUGGGCUACAUGGUCUGUGUAUCUGAACUCCAAAUUGGUAUAUGAAUUCUUACGCUCUUCUUUCUGUAUUACAGAUAGCUGGGGCUUUAUGGUGGUACUUCGUAUCAAAAGGAAUUGAGUAUCUGGAUACAGUAUUCUUCAUCCUAAGAAAAAAAUUUAACCAAAUCAGUUUUCUUCAUGUCUAUCACCAUUACACUAUGUUUACUUUGUGGUGGAUUGGCAUAAAAUGGGUUGCAGGAGGGCAAGGUGAGUAGUCUUGUUUAUCUUCCCAAAUGAGGAGUACAAAGUGGGGACUCUACCUGGAAGCGAAUAUUCAUUUUGACAGUAGCUUGUAAAUAUUGUUUCCUUCUGGAGUAAUGGAAUGCCCUUUCAAUUCUGGAAUGCUAAAGUUAAAGGGUAGAUUCCUUCCUUCUCUGGGAAAUGAGGGGGAGGAAAGAAGUAUAUGAUUGCACUACUAGGAAUUAGGAAACACUUCACAUGGGCACGAAUGCAUGAUUCGGAUUUCACAUGCAAAUUCUUCUUUUUUUCAUUUAAGUAAACUUGCUGUGUGAAGCAACACAUACAUCUGGCUUGCUCAAUCUAAAAUUCAGCAACCAUGAAAAAGAAGAGAUUAUUUUAUUCUGCCUUGCUUAUUCCAGAAUAUUUCCAUGGUGAUUAAAGGAUGUAAGGCCCAAGCUUAUUCAUGUUUAUUCAGAAUUAAGUCCUGUUCAUUUCAAUGGGAUUUACUUCCAGAAAAGUAUGAUUAGCAGAUUCACUACAUUUUAUAUAUGCAUAAGUAUAUAUAUGUAUGUGUGUCCGUUAGCAAGCCUAGUAUAUAAAGCAGGCAACAGAUAUAAAUUAUACUCUAAACACAGAAAUUGUUUGCAAACACACAGUGCAGAACCCUGUAAUUAUUUCCCAGACAUUUUGCUCAUCUUAUAUUCACAUCAACUCAUUUGGAACAUCUUCAUUUCCUGUAAUACCAUAGUUCUGACCUUGGUUUGCUUUGCCUUUCUUAAAUUAUAAGUUCUUCAAAGACUAUUCAUGCUAAUCAUGUCAUACAGCUUGAUAACCAUCAUUAAUUAGGAGAGCACAGGAAUGACUUCUUCCUUCUGGAUCCAGAUAGAAAAAUGCCCUUUGCAAAAUAGUUUUGGUUUGAAGCUUUUUCUGGUUUUGUUGUUGUUGUUUUAUUCAGAGUAUGCAAUUUGAUUUUGCAACUAUAUUGGAAUUUUGAGAACAGUUUGUAAUCCUGUGCAGACUUCCCUGGGCAUCAUUCCUUACUGAGUUCACUGUAAACUAAUAAGAGUGAUUUCUGUUUAUGCCCCCUGUAUUUUUAAAACAGUUGAUAUUAUUUAACAGUCAGCACAUCGCAAAUCCACUGUGGUUAAAAUAUUUCAGGUGAUAACUGAAUAAGUCAUCCUCAGAGUGGACUCAUUGACAUUAAUUAAGUCCAGUGGUUUCAUUGGGUCUACUUUGAGACUGGUAUGAGAACCCAAAAGGGAGGCGACAACUUACAGCAGUGGAGCUGCAUCCAUCAUUGGUGCUUUGCUGACACAUUAUGACCUGGCAAGCAUGACUGAAUGAACUUGGCAACCUUUUGCAGCUUACACACCAGCCCUUACCUCCCCCCCCAUCCCAGAACACUCAUUUUAUUACCUGCAGGUGAUGUGUGGCUCAAGACGAGCCACAGGGUGUCAUGCAAGGGAGUAAAAGGUCAGAGCAGGGUUGUAAUGCAACAGAGGCUAAUUUAGAUGGUAAGGUCCUCAAGACAGGAACCUCCACCUUUUCCUGUUUAUAUUAUACUCUAUAAAGCCCUAUGUAUAUUUAUGAUGUCAUACAACUAAGAAUAAGAAUUUGGACAUUCUGCUAGACUGGGUACAGUGCCUGCAAAUGGAGGAGAAGGGUAAAAGGCGAGGACUGAGUGGCAAUAUGGGGUGUUGUCCACGAUGGUUCAGCUUAUUGCCUAUGUGCAGGUGCACUCACACGGAAGGAGGGAGAACAGAUCUCUGUCGGCCACUGAGGUUGCCCCCCAUGAGCUGAUAUAUGAUGUACAUUGCAAAUGUUUCCCAUAUUUUAUAUUUAGAACAGAAAAUACCUUUCCACUGUGAAUACUAGGCUGUAAUUAUUAUAAUGUACUAUGAAACCAAAUUAUCUAAGCUUUUACUUUAAUGUGUAACGGGAAUAAUAGAAAUAAGGAGAAUAUGAGGUUACACCUCUUGCAACUUUCAGAUAACAUCAUUCUUUGUUUCUUCCUCUCGACAGCUUUUUUUGGAGCACAAAUCAAUGCUUUUAUCCAUGUUAUUAUGUACAUGUACUAUGGACUAGCUGCCUGUGGCCCAAAAUUUCACAAGUACCUUUGGUGGAAACGAUACUUGACCAUAAUGCAGCUGGUAAGUAAUUUUUUUUUUUAAAAAACCUAUUACCUAGGAUACUUAGAACCUUGAAUGCUAGAACUUUAAAGCUAGGUGGAUGUCAUGCAUCCACACACACCAUGUACCUCUUGAAGCAAGAUGCUCUGUACUCAGAUCACACCAUAGACAUGAAAGAGCAACCAAGAAUGAGAUUGGUAUUCUAGCCAGAUGAAAGAAUAGAAUUGAAUACAAUGAAAUGAAAUGUGUAGAAAUAGCUCCAGGUAAUGAGUAUGAACCAAAACAGUAUCUUACAUACCUAUUUGCAUGCAGAAUAUCUUAGAAAUAACUGUAGAAUGGAAAGUAUACGGUAAUUCAUCGAAAUCUGUUCACACUGAAUCCAGUGAUAACACUGUGCACAAAGGGUUUGGCUGCAUGAAAUAGUUGUCUUACACAUGAAAAGUUGGCCACUGGGGGAGCAGGAUGCCAGACUAGCUGGGCCAUUGGCCUGAUCCAGCAGGCUAUUCUUAUGUUAUUAUCUUAUGCAAUCCUUUUCUGGAUUUUAAAGACCAGAUUAAUCCCUCCAUAUUGCUGGCAGAGGAACAACCCAGAUUAGGGGAGAUGAUUUAUGGACCACCACCCCCUUCUCCGAAAUACAUGGCUGUAGAUCAGGCAUGGGGAACCUGUGGCCCUCCAGCUUCAGGGUUCCAUCUCCCAUCAGCCAUAAGCAGCAUGGGCAAUGACCAGGGAUUGUGGUGGUUGUCACUCAGCAGAGUUUGAAGAGCCACUGCAGAACAGUUCCGAAAAGUACAGUAAAGCCUAGUUGUUGGUCAUGAAUAUUAUGAAUAGCAGAAUAGGAGAAACAUGUCUUCUUUUUCCGUUUCCACCUAAUAGCUAUUAUCAUUUCUCUGUGAUGUGUUGGUGAAUCAUUUUUUAAAAGUAUACCUUCGGUUUUGCAAUUUGCCUGUUAAUUCUUUUCAAUAUCUGUUUAGUAUUCAGAUUUCCCCCAAAAAACAUUAUAAAAUGCAAUCGAGCAGAAGCUUAUUGAUCAGGAUCUUUGACAUUCUGUUUUUCUACCUUUUCAGAUUCAGUUCCACGUGACAAUUGGCCACACGGCCAUGUCUAUUUAUAUUGAUUGUCCCUUUCCUAAAUGGAUGCACUGGGGCGUCAUUUUCUAUGCCAGCACUUUCAUUAUCUUGUUUGGUAACUUCUACUAUCGGACAUACAAGAUGCCCAAGCAGCCUGUAAAGAAUGGCAAGAUUACCAAUGGUGUUGUGGCAAAUGGUAUAAGCAAACCAGAAAAUGGUCUAGUUGUGGAAAAUGGAAAAAAGCAGAAAAAAGCAAAAGGAGAGUAACUCGAUCCAGGCCUUAACCAUUGUUGGCAGUGAGGAGUCUCCAAAUUGGUUGUAAAAGAGAAAGAAACGUUAUCCUAUCUAUACCAAUUGACCUUUAGGUUAUUGAAGAGAUAGAAAACAUUAUUUAUGAAGAUCGUUUUAACAACAACCCUUCAACUUUAAAAAUUCUAUUGUAAUUAUGUAAUUAUUAAGACUCUCAUGAUCUCUAUGUAAACUUUUAGACUGCUGGUGUUGGUAAUGUAAGAAAGAAUUGCUGAAGCAUAUCCUGUCAAUCCAAUGGUUAAUACUACAAUUAACCAAGGGUACAGUUGACUUGUUGGAGCAGACAUUUCUUUGAAAAUACGAAUAUUGUAUAAAUCUUUCUGAACCUAUUAUUUGUUUUAAGACCAAAUCAUUCCCUAAUUAGGACAUGGAUUUAUUCUUGCCCUCUUUUAUCAUAGUUUUGUUUUAUAGUCUCUUAAACUACAUGUUACCCUUAUUUGUCCACUAUAUCUGUUACAACUUCUCUUGUGUGGAAAUGCACCUACCUCUUCAUUUUUUGAAAGUAACACCUAACAUUAAAUACUAAUUUUUGAAAUACAGAGUCUGCCAAUAUAAAUUUUGUUCUAUUCUAAUUAGAAAAAAAGUAUUUCAUUAUUAUUUUUUUUAAUGUAUUUUCUCAUUAAUGAAGAGGACAUAUUUGAAAGGUCUGUAUCUGAAACAAAUGACAAACCAUGGUCUAAGUCUAAGACAAUCCUUGUUUCUAAGAUGUCAUGAAACUAUUGUUUGUUGUCUCCAGUUGCAUGAAACCCAUGGUGCUAAUGCUUAAAAUGGUUGGAUGUUAUAUUGUGGUAGAGGGGAGGACAGAACUCAAAUUUUUAUUUUGCUAAUGGCCUACUUAUUUAGUACUGGGCAUGUUAAAUAUAAAGAGGAGAAAUUCAUCAGCAUAGAGUCUUGCAGCUGAAAGCUUCCACCCAACAAUAGAACUCAAGUUAGCCACGACCAGCUUGUUCCAUUGGGUUCAGUGGGACUUAAGUCAUGAUUAAAUUUAGUUAAAUUGGGGCCCAAGUGCUUAAAUGUCAUGAGCAAAUGCACUGUAGAUAAUAUUGUUGUGAACUGUUUACUCACAAGGUGGUCUUGCCUCUAGUACUGUAAUACUUGCGGGCUCAUGAUCUUUUUACAGGUACUGUACAAAUAGACUUGUAAUUGAUUCUUCUUGCAGUCAUGUCACUGCAAGAGCAAUAUUGGCUGGUUAAGAUUCCAUCCCUUCCACAUCAGCUUCUCUAAGUCUAAUUUCCAUGGCUGUUCUGCUCAUCAUUCCUUCUGCUGCACCAUUAUGGCUUGCCUCUAACGCUUAUUGUCAGAGUACGUCAAGUUCGACUCCACUAUGGACUGGAUACAUUUUAUUGCACAACUGUGAAGAAAGUACAGUAAGGAUCCUCCAUUUGCACAGCCCUGGAAAUGGAUGUGGAGAGAAGUCAUGAUUUGCUCCAGCUUGGAUUGAGUUUGAGGCACAGCUGGAACUAGAACUGAGGAGGUCGUUAGAUUUCUCUGCUCUGAAUACCAGAGCCAUCCUCAUAUAUUUAUGAGAAAGAGAUUUCUCUCUAGUAAUGUAUUUUAUAUCAUGAAAAUAAAGCUAUUUAGUUGAGACAGAAGCUCGCAGGACAUUCUGUUUUUACUUUUACCCAUCUUGUAUUGUCUGUAAAAACGAUAGGAGAACAAACCCCCCCGUAUUUCCUAAUAUUUACUAUGUCUCUGGCUUAUUGGUUUUGCCCAAAACACUUCCAAAGCAAUCCAAAAGUAUAAUUGGAAAGGUUAUAAAUGUCUGGACACAGAUCAUCUUUACAGGUUAAUUUGGCAGGCUGGUCUCCCAAAGUAACCCAAACUGGGUAUGAAAAUACUGACAUGGGCUGCAGCCCUAACUAGGGAGUAGGCCCAUGGAACACAGUGAGACUUACUUCUGAAUAAACCUGUUAAGGAUGACACUGUGGAAAUACACAGCAGAUCUCUUAAAUCUUAACUGGUCUGGGACCAUCAAGUAGCUUCUCUGAUUAGGGUUGUUUCUUUUGUGCUUUUCAAAAUGGAGCCGAAAGGUGGGUGUUGUUGUAGGCAGCUGGCAGAGCAGGGUGGGGUGACCUUGCUCACCUGGCUUCUGAAUGUGGGGGUCACUGCUGUUAAUAGGGAGGGGGUGACUGCAGGUAGCUUGGUUUUCAGCAGGCACAGUAGCACAAGCAGUGGGUUGGCUCCAGUACCAACAACCUGCUGAACUCCCCACAACCUCAACUGUUACUCAACUGCCUCUGUUACUGGCAGCGAACUCCGUGUUGGGAAGCCAAGUAUGCAAUGCAGCUCAACCCCGCCAGCUGCUCCUGCAGGCAACAAACAUCUUGGGACAUGAUACACUUAAAGGGCUGUUGAUUUUAUUGGGGGAGAAUUAAGCAUGGGCUUAACUUUUUCAUUGAAAUCAAUGGGACUUGCAUGUGCUCAACCUUGUCUGGAUUAUUCCCUUAAUGUAUAGAAAUAAAAAGUAAAAGAUGUUUGCAGAUCUUUUGUCCUUUUUAUAAUCUAAUGGGAUUUCAGCAUGGGGUGGUGUUCUGUCAUCAUCCAGGUGGAGGGGAAAAACACCUAUUUCAGACAACAUAAUUGACUUUGCCAGUCGUACUGAGAAUAUUCUCUUCCAGGGUGGUGUGGCUUUUGACUUUGAUUUCAUUUGGUUUGAUUUUUUUGCAUACCACAGUCUCCUAGGUCUUUGUGUAUUGUAGAUUCAUAUCCAUGAGAACAUACACUAACCCUAUGGUGCAAUUCCACCAGAAUAUUGCUGCUGGAAAUCCAAAUCCUGCAUAGCUUGUAAACAAAGCACUUGUUGGCACUGAUGACAAUGCAAAUUGCACCACAAUAAGAUACAGAUCCUGGCAUGCUUGACUGUGUGGCAGAUCUGGUUUAAUUAAAAUCAUGUUUAUUUGUUCGUUAGUCUCUUUUAUCACAAAAGUGACUUGAAAUAACUUACAAAAAUAAUAUAAACCCAACAAAUAAAAGUUUUAAAACACAUCUAUACAAGUAAAAAAGACAGGCCACAUUAACAGAGAUCAGAUAGACCUGAAACCCCUCAAAAGAGGGGCCAAAAUCCAGGGCUAAAAAAGGUUUCUGCCUGGUACCUAAACAUAGAUAAAGAUGGCAAGCCUCCCUGGGUAGAGCAUUCCACAAGUGGAGAGGCACCACUGAAAAGGCUUGUUCUUGUAUUGCCACCCUCUGCACCUCCCAUGGAGGAGCUACGUGGAGAAAGGCUCACAUGAUGACCACAGGGUCAAGGUCAGUUUGUGUGAGGUGAGGCAGUCCUUGAGGUCAUUGGGGUCCUGAGGCUUUAUAGGUCAAAACCAGAAAUUGAGCCCAGAAACUAAUUGGUAGCCAGUGCAGUUGCGCCAGAAUGAGUGUUUAUAUAUUUGGGCUGUCAGCAAUCGGGCUGCUGAAUUUUGGACCAGCUGCAGUUUCCAAACAGUAUGCAGCCCCCUGUGUGACACAUUUCAGUAAUCCAAAUAGUCCCUGUCCAAAUAGGGGCACGACUGGGCCACAAGUUGAAAGCACUGGGGGAAAACACUCAGCAGAACCAAGGCCACUUGAGCCUGAAGCUGCAAUAAUUGAUCCAGGAGUACCCGCAAGCUAUGUUCCUGCUCCUUCUGAGAAAGUAUAAUCCCAUCCAGAGUAGGCCAUACCCCACCCAUCUGGUUGAGGGAACCACCCUCUAAUAGUCAUCUGCCUCUGUCUUAUCUGGAUUAAGUUUCAGUUCAUUGGCUCAUAUCCAGUCCAUUACCAAGGCAAGACAAUGGUCCAGUGCAUCCACUGCCUCAUCUGCAAAUGCAAAGGGAAAGUAGAGCUGUGUCAUCAUGGUGCAUUUUGGGGGUGAUUACAGUAUCCUUUAUCAGACAUCUUUAAUAGGUACCAGCAACAUUGUGAAAGACAUCCACACCCAGUACAUACAUAAUGCAAAGUAAAAUGUUCAGGUUCCCAGAGUAGAAACUGCAGCUGCAGUGCUCUUCUCCCUUGGUCCUGCUGCUGCUGCUGCACUAUCCAACACUAAGUCAUGGUUUGGCUUAGCAUUAUGGCCAAACCCGGACACAUGCUUUGUUGUGGUUUGUUGGGUGAGGCAAGCCCAGGUUUGGACGUGACGCAAAACCAAAUCAUGGCUUAACCCUGGAAAGUACAGUAGCAGCAGGACUGAGGAGGAACACUCCAUCUACCUGCAUGUUUUCGCUGUUCGUGCUAAACCAUGUUUUGUCUUAACCUUGUACGCAAAGCAGGUAAUGGUCAUGGGGCCCACAGAAAUCUCCGUAAGCAUUGCAACAUUUAGUCUUAACUAUUUCAAAGACUUUAUUUUUAAAACUUAAAAAAAAAUCUAGCACUGCGUCCAUAGAUGUCAUUUCUACUGAAACUCAUCUCAUCACUUUCUCCUUUCCAGUGGUGGGGGAAGGGAAAGAUGGAGCCAAGAUAUGCCAAUAGCACUUUCCAGCUGGCCUUUAAUCUUGUACUUUUCUUAAAUCAGACGUCCUGCGUAGACAGCUAAGUUAAUGCAUGUUGGGCUUGCAUUCCCCAGCUUGGAUUUUGGCAUGUUACAAUUUGGCGGGGUAGGGGGAGAUUUGAUACUGGCUGAUUGCACGAAACAAUAUUUUGAAUAUAUGGUAUGUCAAAUACAAACAUCAGGAAAUAGAUUUUCCAGAGUUGUUUUGAGAUAUAAAUCAUCUUUGUAAAUUUGCUUGUCAGAAAUCAUAAGCAAAAAAUGUUUCUGAUUUUCAGGUAGCUAAAACUUAUUUCAGAGCAAUGGAGUGUUACUGAGUCUAUACUUGCUUUCUUGUCUCCACAAAACGCAGAAAUGCAGCUGGUUUGUGUGUGUGGCAGGUUUCUAGUAACUGAGCAGUUACAUGUGAUGGGGAGAUAGUCCUUGAUUUGCCACACUGUAUGGCGCAGCAGUUAAUUCAAAGGAUAAACGAAUGUCAUUUUUGCAAAGGAUACUAAAGGGGUGGUGAAUAAUGUGAGACUCCAUUGCUUAUCUCAAGCAUUUUAGUUUAUUUAUUCUAGCAAGGCUUCAUUCCUCCAAAUGAACCAGUGCCUUUGCAUGCUGUGACUCAUUUUUAUGAAGUGGUCUACUGACUACACAUGCAUGAACAGUAUCACACAUCAACAGCAACCAUUUGCAGGAUUGCAAACACACUUGGUGGCAUGAAUAAGAGCAGAUGUUAUAAUGCUGAAUGUAGCCCCAUUAUCCAUAGACCAUGCAUAUUGAAUGAAUAAACUGCUUCAGGUAGCUGCAAUUGAUGACAAAGCAUCCCUGGGACUGGUUUACCGGUAGUUGCAAUAAGCAAUUUCAUUUGAAAUUCAAUAAGAAACACAUUACCAUGCCAUGCUCAGAGUCAUUACAGUAGUCAUCUGUAAGUGGGAUUAGCUAUGAUGAUCUAGUUUAUUCCAUUUUUAACCUCUGUCUUUCUUACGGAAAUGAUGUGCAAUAGUUUGCUUUCGCAAAACCAAAUAGAAAAAAAACCAGAUGAACUACAAACUGGUCUUGUCAAAAACUAGAAUGUCAGUUCUUCCUUAAUUCUGGUUCUUGGAGCAUGUCUGAGAUCAACACAAACUACGGAUUGGAGCCAACUACAUUUUGCUCAGAGUAGACCCAUUGACAGAGUAGACCCAUUGACCCAAAAUAAGUUGGUCAAGUCCAUUAAUUUCACUGUGUCUACUCUAAGUAGGACUAAUGUUGGAUACAAUCUUCUUACGAUCUAUUUAUCAAUAAAUGUAUACGCUAUUGAAAUCCACAGGAGAUGUUAGUAAAAGCUGCAACAAAAUAAACUGUUUAUUUGAGUGUGAUUUUAACAUUUAUUAUGAGCAGCUUGCAUUGUGGCUAGCAUGUUUUGUAAAUAGAUUUCAUGCAAAUCAUAGUGUGAUGUAUUCAUUCGGGUUUUAGAUAGCUGCAUCUUUCCGCAAAAGCAAGAAUUUUUUGGGUGGGGAGGGAAGAGUUUGAUGUUGGAAAAAAAUAACAAGUUAACACUAAAACCUGCCUUUAGAAACACACAAAUAUAAUCCAAGUAUAAAUAAUGAAGCCAUAUCUUCCUAAAAUUCAGCACAUCUAUGCAAAUGGGCUCUUGGGCAAAUGCUGACACAUAGGUUAGCCAUGCACCCGGGUGAUGCACAAUCAUCAUCGGACUAUGUGUGGAUGGGUGGGUGGUUCCCACAGGGACUCAAUUCCUGCUCAGCAGAGAUUCUUCUUCCAGGGAGGGAGUCCUCUAUGUGGACAUCCACACAUGUGUAGACUGACUCUGUACACAUGUUGGCUGUGUACCGAUGUGCUCAUCAGCAUCUAGGAGGCUUCAACUAACAGGUCCUGUUAGUGCAAGAUUUUCUGCUUUCCCCCUCCCUCUCCUCCUGCCCCCUUUCAUACCACACCCUUUUCCAAAUCUGCUCCACAGGGUUGGAGGAACGCCUAGAGCAGAUUUCUGGGGGGGAGAAUAUUCAAUGGUGUAAGCAGAAAUCAUUGCACUGACAGAAUGCUCACAUAGCAACAAGCCUAGGAUAUUCUGUGUAGGAGCAUCUUUUCCUACAUCUGUACUGAACAGGCUUCUCUGAAUACCAGAUGUUACAUGUUAGAGAACACAUCUGCAUUAAUCUGAGGCAUUUGAGUCACUAGUGCAAAAAUCAACAACCCUUUUCUUGGUUCGGGAUAGCAUAUGCUAUGCUUCCCUCAAUGCCUGAAUAGUCACCACGGCUGUUUUCUUAGAUCAGCUGAAUCAAUAUCUGUAUGAUAAUUGUAAAGGUAAGCUUCAGCAGAUCCAGAAGCUGCACAUCAUUCAUUUCACAGAACGAUCCUCACGGUGUGGGUCUAUGCAUUUUAUAGAGCGUCCUCUUCAGAGCUCUUUAAAUCUGCUUACAAAGCACCUGACCAAAAGCCUGUUUGGAUCAGACUCAGGAAACUGGAGACAAAGAAACUGCAUUUGCUGAAGACGUCUUAUUACCGCAUUUUGAUGUGGCACUGUUAUUGCAGGUACAGAUACCAGGGAACAUUCAUUGUCAGUUUAUGUAAGCCUUUAAGCGUUUUUAUAUCGUUAGGUUCAUGUAUUGCCUUAUGCAAGGUAGCAUUCUAUGUUAUGAUUAGUUGAAAUGUACGAAAUAUUUCUUAAUGAUCAAAGCACUUGUUCUUGGCACAUGUGUCCUCAAAUUAAGGGCUGGAUCCUUCUUCUCAUUGGCUGCAAACAGAGAUGGACUGGGGCAAUAGAUGUGAUCCAAUUUUUAAAAAUCUGUUCUAGAUAUUACAACAAUUGUUCAUAAACCUAGGGAUUCAAUUACAAGGAUUUGUACUUUUAGCCUUUAAACAUUUUUAUGACUUGACUUUUAGGAAUUAAGUAUUGCAAUAUUAGGAAUUGUCUACUAUUAAGAUUUGGGGCUGUAUGUGGGAUUUUAAGGUUCUGCAUGUGUGUAUGCAUGCAUACAUCUUACAGGAAUCAAUGGAAUUUGUGCGUGAAAAUGGCUGGAUGAGGACUUGCAGCCAUAACUUUCAUUGCAAAUGCUCCCUUUAAGAAAAUCGGAUAGCUUCUUUGAUGAAGUGCUGCUUUUGUGUAAAUAUGUAAAACUACCCUGAAUGGACAUAUUAACUUUUUAAAAAAUGUAUAAAAUAAUAUUUUGCUAUUUUGAUAGGUGGGAGAAUUUGGUAAAGGAUUAGUGUAACAAUGACUUUGCUUAUUCUGUGUAAAACUAGAACGGUAUAAUUAUUAUGUCGUGUAUGCAUUUGGUUUGAAUUAGAUGAGACAAAACGGCUGUUAGCAGUUAAUUAUUAUUUUUCUGCUGCUGAUUUUCAAGAGCAAAUGGUAAAAGCUGAUAAAUUAACAUAUGUGCCAUUUUAUGCUCCAUUCUAACUUUUGGUUUCUAGGGAAUGUUUGAAAUAUUUGGAGCUUCACUGGCUACUGUACAUAAUAGGGUUAGC
This is a messenger RNA of Podarcis lilfordi (Lilford's wall lizard), 50636 nucleotides long. NCBI's taxonomy places the organism in Eukaryota, Metazoa, Chordata, Lepidosauria, Squamata, Lacertidae. The record is from the annotation of a GenBank genome assembly.